This is a messenger RNA of Coregonus sp. 'balchen', 50408 nucleotides long. Lineage: Eukaryota; Metazoa; Chordata; Actinopteri; Salmoniformes; Salmonidae. The record is from the annotation of a GenBank genome assembly.
AUGAAGUGGAGCGGUAACAGUUGAUACACUUCUCAGACUUGUUUAGAUAAUGUAGGCCAAAUGGCAUGCAUAUUCAUGGGGGUGGGGGGAGGCAUGCAUAUUAAUUUGAGAGAGGAUAUGUUUUCUGUUCAUUCUAUGUUUAUUGUUUACAUGAAUUGUGUGUUACUGUCAUGUGUUUUGUGUGUAUCACAUGCCUGUGUACGUCUGUGUUCAUAUAUGUCGUUAUUACUGUGUAAUGUGUUGUUUGUCUCUGCUGAGCAGAGUACAAAUGUGGAGGAUUAUAACCUCACAGUGAUGAUCCAACCAAUGUGUUCAUUUACUUAUUCACGCCUCCACUGACUCAAAACUCAAAGAUUCAGACAUGCUCCAAACAUACACAGCAGCUCAGCUGGCUUUGCAAGGCACUGUAGUAGUCAAGGCGUCAGUGUGUGUGUGUGUGUGUGUGUGUGGAUAGGUGUGUGUGCUUUUGCUUGGAAAGACAAGUGGAAUAGUAGGAUUAGAGGGAUGUAAUGGAAGAGUAAGAGGGAAUGGCAGAAGAUAAUGAUGAUGAGAUUCGGAGCUGAUGAAGAGAAGAGAAAGAGAUUGUAUAUUGGAAGAGAUGGAGAGGAGAUAAGGACUGGAAGAAACAUCGGAUGAGUGGAGCUGAGACAAGUUCUAGGCCCAGAGCCUAGUAAUGGUGAUGUAAAGUGAGGGAUGGAGGAAGAUGCCACAGUCACAAAGGAAAGGAAAUGGAGUUUGUGUGAUCUUGUCUCGGAUCCAUUCUUAAACUCCCCGUCGCAAGUGCCCACAGCAUCUCCACCUCAUCAUUACUAUUCAGAGGUUCCAUCAUUAGCAUAGGGCUCAGUGAUGUCACCUGAGGCCAAAUAGGAGCACCCAGUGAACUUCCCAUAAUGGCACUCUCUGCAUACUCCUGGCGCUUCCUGUGUCCAAGCUCUACUCUCUCAGCGCCGACAAAGACCUCUCCACAGAGAAACCCCUCCACUUACGAUAGAUGGUCUUUUAAAUGAAGGGUGAACUGUGCAUUAUGACAAUAUAAUUUAUUUACACAUAUAUUGCAGUUUAAACCAGGGGUUGGAACGUUCUGAACAGAACCACUAUUGUUUUUAUUUCGUUCCACUGUUCCGAACAGCAAAAUAAAGUUCUGAUCCGGUUCUAACCCCCCAAAAAGUGACAGUUUAUAUCAUUAUUUUCUGUUCCUUUUUUAACCUGUGAAAUAUAUAUAUAUUUUACAUUUAGCUCAUUAAAUUACUUCACCAACCAGUGCGGAUAGAACAGGCAAGCUAGUUGUUUACAUGCGUGAUGGACAGACAAGUGUAGCCUAUGGCACAAGAUGCGACUGAAAAAUGCCUGGAAUGUAAAAUAAUGUUAUUAACCGGUUCCUAUGCUUUUAAAAUAACGGUUCUGUUCUGGAACAGUAUGGAUAACUUUUGUUCCAGAUUCCGUUUCUGUUCCUUGAAAAUGUUUGUUAUUUUCCAGUUUUGGCUUCUGUUCCCUGAACCGGUUCCAACCCCCCUGGUUUAAACAGCUGCAAAUACUUGGUUAAUGUUCAAGCUAAGGGUUUUAUGAAAAUAUAUAUUUUUAAUCUUACAUUUGUUAAUUUCAAACAAAACACCUGCCAUACAUUUGUGCUAAAGGCAAUUACUGAGAUGAUUGUCAAGCUAGCUAAGCUGUAAUGCACUGCCCUAGCAAAAUCAUGUCGAAAAUUAGACCAAUUUCCUCACUUGUGUUGCAUAGCAUUGCAUGCAUUUGAUGUUUGAAUAUUAUUAUGUGCCAUAUGUUGGGUAUGUGAGUGUAUGUAUAGACUAUAGUAAAUGUGUGUGCAAAUUUACAGCAUGAUUCUCUGGUUAAAGUGUGUUUAUCGUCUUAAACUGUGUGUGUGCGUGUGUUUUGAUCUGACUGGCUGGCACCCUGCCCAUGUCUCUUGACAAUGAUAAAUGAUGUAGAUUAGCAUAGUGCACCCUCCCCUACAAAGCCAACACAAUCAUGUAUCACAGCACUAAACACAACUUACUCACCGCAGCCUCAAUUACUAGCAGAUUAAUAGUCUCUUAAUCAGAUCUCUCAUCUCAUCUCUUUCUGUGUCUCUCUGUGUGCUCUUCCCAGUCAGGGUGACUGUCUGUCUCAUCCAUUGGUCUCAUCACAAAGAAUAGCUCUGUUUGUUUAGGGAGGCCAGGCCAGUUGAUUAAGGGGGGAUUUCUCUGCAAAGUGGGGGGAAGGCUCUAUGCAAAGUGGGGUAAAGCUAGGCUAGUUUGUUAUAGAAGGGUUGCUCUGCCAAUUUAGAAUGACAAAGCCCAUCUCUGAAUUGAGGUGUAAUAUAGCUGUUUUAAAGGACAAAUACCAAUGUAUGUAGGGAGAUAGCUCUGUUAUCUGGAGAGGCAGAGCAUUCAUACUUUAGACAAUGUCCCUGCUUGUUUUGGUGGGAAGACAUUAGAGGGGUCUUUUCUUUCUCUCUACCUUUUCACUUACAUGUUUAGUUACAGUAUUGUUGUCUUGUUGUCUUGCAGGAGCCACUCUACUCCAAACCCCACUGCAUGGUUUCUAUAGCAACAUGGGGAUUUCUUCAUUGACAAAUGGGUCUUGAUUAACUGGGUAAAGAGGCUGAUUUGUUAAGCCCUUAAAUUGUAUGCAAAGCCAUAGAACUCUCCUCUUGUUGCUUCUCCAUAAUUUUUCUGCCAGCUGAUCUUGAGCCGAAUGCUUCAUUAGGUCCAGGCCCGAGAACAUACUGAGACUGAAUCAAAAGGAGGAGAUGAGGACUCCACAGCCUUCUUUGUGGGAGGCUGACCGUGGGAGGAGAAAGGAGAGAAAGAGUGUGGGAGAGUGGAUGAGGGAGAGAUUGAGAAACACUGAGAAUGAGAGAGAUGAGGAAAAUUGAGCUGUUGUGCUCUGGACCAAAACACAGACAACCUGACUGGUUCUGCUUUCUCUCCACCGCCCUCUCUGAGUGUGUGUUGUAUGUCAAGAUGUAUAUGUGUGUUUACAUGUGUGUGUGUUCAUAUGUGUAUCAGUAUCUUAGCCAAUGUGAGGAUAAUGUCACUAUCCAUGAAGAGCGGGGGGGGGGGGGGGGGUGGGGGGGGCGUUUCCGUGACAACAUCAGGCUCUGCCAAGUAGGUCUGCCCCUAUUUGAGACAACGGUCCUUGAGAUGAGAUCCAUGAUGUGUGUGUUUGUAUUGUGUGUGUGUGUGUGUGAGACAGCAGUGUGUGUCAGUGGUGGAGAGAUUGUGUGAUUCUGUGUGAGUGUUUAGUCCACAUUUAGACAGGCGUUUGUACAGCUGUGAAUGAAAGCUUUCAGAGAUAAUGACAGAGAUGGUGCUAUCUCUGUGUUUGUAUGCCAGUGGGAUAGGAGGAUCAGUUUGAACAGCUCCUCUGUUCCUCCACCAGGGAGGGAGGGAAGGAUGGAAGGAUGAUACUGUGUGUCAAGUGGGUUUAGUGUGGAGCUAAAUGUUUACUCAUGAAAGACCUGUGUCAACUGUUGGUUAUGAGUGGGCUGUAAGUGUGCAGUAAAUGUGAGAGUGUUUGAAUGUGUCAUGGUCUUUAUAAAGAUAUGAUACUUUUUGUGUAGUUCUGUGUGUGGGUUCUGUUAAUAAUAGGAGGAAUGGUAUGCGUAGGGGUUAUGCAUAUGUUGGUUGUUUGUAGGUUGUACGUACCACUGUAAUUUGUUGGACAUGUGUGGAGGUCUGCAUGACGUGGGUGAUUAAAGCUUGGUGAGGCUGUGUGUUUAUGUCUGUUCAGCGGUGCCCAGAAUGGCACUAUGUUCAGCUCUGUGCCACAUGUGUUCAUCUCUGAGAUCUCUGUUUGUCCAUUUUAAUUAAACCAAGCACUGGCACACACUCACAGGCUGCAGUUUCAAAGGCCAGAAAUGAGUGACGCAGACACAAACACACUCAUACUCACACACAGACACACACAUGCUAACACACACACACAGUCAGAGAUAGAGAGAGAGGGGGGGGGGGGGGGAGAGAGGGGUGGGGGGGGGGGAGAGAGACAAGAUGGAGUGAUAGAGUCACUGUAGAUCCCUCAGGACUGCAGAGCUGAACUGAUAAGAGGGAGUUUCUUCACACAGCCCUGCCUAGAUAACAUAACAUCUUCACACACAAUAUUUAUACUGAUGCCUGUGAGGGACUGAGGUUGUUGGAGCUUACAUCUGAAACACACUGCCUGCAUCGGCCUUCGUAAUAAUCUGGAUGGAUGGAGUUGAUACAAAGAUUAUUGUUACUUAAAUGAAAUUAUGUUGUCUCUCAAAAUAAUAUGCUGUAUAUGCUAUUUCUCAAUGAAACAUAAAUCAAUACAUGUGUAUAAAGUAGUAGCAGACAGCAGCAGAGAGGAGUAAGCCAAUACAAAUCUGUUUACCUGAAUAUAUCCCUUUGUAAUGAGAGUUUUCACCGCGUCAUCUCCUCCACUCCCUCCAGGGCUGGAUGACUGUCUGCUGCAGUACAUUAAGACGUUUGAGAGGGAGAAGGUGGGGGGAGACCAGCUGCUUCGUAUCACCCACCAGGAGCUGGAGGACCUGGGAGUGUCCCGCAUCGGACACCAGGAGCUCAUCCUGGAGGCUGUGGACCUACUCUGUGCCCUGGUGAGUCCUCCAUCCCUUUCACUCAGCCAUUUCAUUCCCCUCUAGAGCAGGGGUCUUCAACCUUUUCUUGCCCAGGGACCCCCUCCCAGGCAAACCGGCAACCCAGGGACCCCAUCAUAUGUUACCAAACCUUUUCUUUCACGUCUUGUCUUAUCAUCAGGUGAAUGAAAGUGGCAAGGCGAAAUAAUCAACAUAUAUUUUUAAAUGAAUAGAUAUGGUAGAUCGUUUUUCACUAUUUUGACCUCCCCACAUUAUAAUUUGCGGCAGGUAGCUUAGUGGGUAAGAGCGCUGUGCCAGUAACCGAAAGGUCGCUGGUUCUAAUCCCCGAGCCGACUAGGUGAAAAAUCUGUCAAUGUGCCCUUAAGCAAGGCACUUAACCCUAAUUGCUCCUGUAAGUCGCUCUGGAUAAGAGCGUCUGCUAAAUGACUAAAAUGUAAAUGUAAAUAAUUGGAGGAUGAAGUGUAAACUCUUAACUGCCUAUUAGCAAGAAAGUUAACUCCAAACACAUUUGCACUAAAAGAACAUCUGUUUAACUGGUUAAACAAAGGUUAGCCAUGUUUUUGCAAAAAUGAAUUACCAAGUCAAGAAAGCUUACCACCAACCAGUGGCACUUGCCACACUGGUAGCCUAUUCGCAGGUGCUUUUUCAAAGUCUAUGUCAGAUACAGAUACAGUAUGAAAAUGUAUGCACUCACUAACUGUAAGUCGCUCUGGAUAAGAGCGUCUGCUAAAUGACUGAAAACGUAAAAAAUAAAAAAAUACUCCAGUGAGUGUAAUUGGCUCUAAUGAGUGUAAUUUGCUCAAGAUUAGGAGUUGAGAAUCAUUGAGGAUCGAUGAACCCACCAAAGAGUGUGAAUCAAGUCAGGAAGUCAGAGAACCAUCCAGAGACUAACUCAAAUAGUCUAGGUCUAGGCUUAAUCUGUGUCCGGGAAACAAACCCCUUCUUUUUUGGCCAUAGUGAAGACCCCUUUUUAGAGGUCAGACAGGCAGCUGGCGGGGGUAGUGCUUAACUGUAAGAGUCUUUACAGUUUAGGAGUGAAGUGCUGGGAUAUGUUAAAGCAUUUCUGCACUGACAGCAUUUCAGACUCUUGUUCUAUCUUGUAUGUUUUGUUUGUCUGACGUCUGUGUCCAUUUUAGGACAUUCUAUCAUUCUAUAUUCCCUUUAGGUUGCAUUUUCUUUAUGAUUAUUGAUAAUUAGUUGAUGACAUACUCACGGUUGGCCAACAUCUGUUUUAGGCUGUCAGUGUUGUGAUAGAUCAGGUAAUUGCCCUGUUUGUCAGUUAAUUUCCCUUGUUCCAUCUGUGUGCUGGAGGGAUAGUCACUCACUGAAAAGAAACAUUAAUCAUCUCUGAUAAUCCCCUGGACUAAUUUCCCAUUCUCUCUGCCACCCCACACAUACUGUACAGACACAAUCACACCACCCCACACACACACAACACAAUCACACCAGUUUCUAGGGUGGUCUGGGUGGGUGUGACACAUGGAUGAUAAAGAACGAUGACCAACAGAAAAUAAUAGAUGGAGAGAAAGAGGGGGAGAUGGAGGAUGAGAGAGAAGAGAGAGGAUGCGAGUAGAGAUUGAGUGGGUGAGAUUGAUGGGAAUAAAGGGAAACGAGUGAGGUGGGAUAACUAUUUAACUCACUGUUUAGCAGUCUAAUGGCUUGGGGGUAGAAGCUGUUCAGGGUCAAGUUGGUUCCAGACUUGGUGCAUUGGUACCGCUUGCUGAGCGGUAGCAGAGAGAACAGUCUAUGACUUGGGUGGCUGAAGUCUUUGACAAUUUUUAGGGCCUUCCUCUGACACCGCCUGGUACAGAGGUCCUGGAUGACAGGGAGCUCGGCCCUAGUGAUGUACUGAGCCGUACGCACUACCCUCUGUAGCGCCUUGCGGUCGGAUGCCAAGCAGUUGCCAUACCAAGCGGUGAUGCAGCCAGUCAAGAUGCUCUCAAUGGUGCAGCUGUAUACGUUUUUGAGGAUCUGAGGGCCCAUGCUGAAUCUUUUCAGCCUCCUGAGGGGAAGAGGCGUUGUCAUGCCCUCUUCACGACUGUGUUGGUAAAUGUGGACAAUGAUAGUUCCUUAGUGAUGUGGACACUGAGGAACUUGAAGCUCCCGACCUGCUCCACUACAGCCCCGUCAAUGUGGAUGGGGGCAUGUUCGGCCCUCCGUUUCCUGUAGUCCACUAUCAGCUCCUUUUUCUUGCUGACAUUGAGGGAGAGGUUGUUGUCCUGGCACCACACUGCCAGGUGUCUGACCUCCCUGUAGGCUGUCUCAUAGACUGUUCUCUCUGCUACCGCAUGGCAAGCGGUACCGAUGCACCAAGUCUGGAACCAACAGGACCCUGAACAGCUUCUACCCCCAAGCCAUAAGACUGCUAAAUAGUUAGUUAAAUAGUUAACAAAUAGUUACCCAGGCUAUCUGCAUUGACCCUUUUUGCACAAACUCUUCUGACUCAUCACAUACGCUGCUGCUACUGUUUAUUAUACACUGAGUGUACAAAACUUUAAGAACAUGACAUAGACUGCUCUUUCCAUGACAUAGACUGACCAGGUGAAUCCAGGUGAAAGCUAUGAUCCCAUACUGAUGUCACUUGUUAAAUACACUUCAAUCAGUGUAGAUGAAGGGGAGGAGACAGGUUAAAGAAGGAUUUUUAAGCCUAGAGACAUGGAUUGUGUAUGUGUGCCAUUCAGAGGGAGAAUGGGCAAGACAAAACAUUUAAGUGCCUUUGAACGGGGUAUGGUAAUAGGUGCCAGGCGAACCGGUUUGUGUCAAGAAUUGCAACGCUGCUGGGUUUUUCACACUCAACAAUUUCCUGUGUGUAUCAAGAAUGGUCCACCACCCAAAGGACAUCCAGCCAACUGGACACAUCUGUGGGAAGCAUUGGAGUCAACAUGGGCCAGCAUCCCUGUGGAACACUUUCGACACCUUGUAGAGUCCAUGCCCCGACAAAUUGAGGCUUUUCUGAGGGCAAAAGAGAGGGGUUUAAUUCAAUAUUAGGAAGGUGUUCCUAAUGUUUGGGAUACUCAGUGUAUAUAUUGUUGCUUAGCCACUUUAUCUCUACCUACAGUUGAAGUUGGAAGUUUACAUACACUUAGGUUGGAGUCAUUAAAACUCAUUUUUCAACCACUCCACAAAUUUCCUGUUAACAAACUAUAGCUUUGGCAAGUCGGUUAGGACAUCUACUUUGUGCAUGACACAAGUAAUAUUUCCAACAAUUGUUUACAGACAGAUUAUUUCACUGUAUCACAAUUCCAGUGGGACAGAAGUUUACAUACACUAAGUUGACUGUGCCAUUAAACAGCUUGGAAAAUUCCAGAAAAUGAUAUCAUGGCUUUAGAAGCUUCUGAUAGGCUAAUUUACAUAAUUUCAGUCAAUUGGAGGUGUACCUGUGGAUGUAUUUCAAGGCCUACCUUCAAACUCAGUGCCUCUUUGCUUGACAUCAUGGGAAAAUCAAAAGAAAUCAGCUAAGACCUCAGAAAAAAAUUUGUAGACCUCCACAAGUCUGGUUCAUCCUUGGGAGCAAUUUCCAAAUGCCUGAAGGUAUCACGUUCAUCUAUACAAACAAUAUUAUGCAAGUAUAAACACCAUGGUACCAUGGAGAUGAACGUACUUUAGUGCGAAAGGUGCAAAUCAAUCCCAGUACAACAGCAAAGGACCUUGUGAAGAUGCUGGAGGAAACAGGUACAAAAGUAUCUAUAUCCACAGUAAAACGAGUCCUAUAUCGACAUAACAUGAAAGGACGCUCAGCAAGGAAGAAGCCACUGCUCCAAAACCGCCAUAAAAAAGCCAGACUACGGUUUGCAAUUGCACAUGGGGACAAAGAUCGUACUUUUUGGAGGAAAAAGGGGGUAGCUUGCAAGCCGAAGAACACCAUCCCAACCGUGAAGCACGGUGGUGGCAGCAUCAUGCUGUGGGGGUGCUUUGCUGCAUGAGCGACUGGUGCACUUCACAAAAUAGAUGGCAUCAUGAGGAAGGAAAAUUAUGUGGAUACAUUGAGCAAACAUCUCAAGACAUCAGUCAGGAAGUUAAAGCUUGGUCGCAAAUUGGUCUUCCAAAUGGACAAUGACCCCAAGCAUACUUCCAAAGUGGUGGCAAAAUGGCUUAAGGACAACAAAGUCAAGGUAUUGGAGUGGCCAUCACAAAGCCCUGACCUCAAUCCUAUAGAAAAUUUGUGGGCAGAACUGAAAAAGCGUGUGCGAGCAAAGAGACCUACAAAACUUACUUUCACCAGCUCUGUCAGGAGGAAUGGGCCAAAAUUCACCCAACUUAUUGUGGGAAGCUUGUGGACGGCUACCCGAAACAUUUGACCCAAGAUAAACCGUUUAAAGGCAAUGCUACCAAAUACUAAUUGAGUGUAUGUAGACUUCUGACCCACUGGGAAUGUGAUGAAAGAAAUACAAGCUGAAAGAAAUAAUUCUCUACUAUGAUUCUGACAUUUCACAUUCUUAAAAUGAAGUGGUGAUCCUAACUGACCUAAGACAGGGAAUUAUUACUAGGAUUAAAUGUCAGGAAUUGUGAAAAACUGAGUUUAAAUGUAUUUGGCUAAGGUGUAUGUAAACUUCCGACUUCAACUGUAUCUACCUCAAUAACCUCCUACCCCUGCACAUCGACUCGGUACUGGUACCCUGUGUAUAUAGCCAAGUUAUCGUUACUCAUUGUGUAUUUAUUCCUUGUGUUAUACUUUUUCUAUUUUUUAUUAUUUCUCUGCAAGUCUACACCUGUUGUUUACGAAGCAUGUGACAAAUAAAACUGUUUAUUUGAUAGAGAGAGAGAGAGAGAGAGAGAGAGAGAGAGGAGGGGAUAUAAGAGAGGAAGGGAUUAGAGAGAGAAAGAGGAAGAGAUAGAGAGAGAGAGAGAGAGAGAGAGAAGGAGAGAGAGAGAUAGGAGAGAUAGAGGAGAGAGAAGUGAGAGAGAUGCUCUAGAGCUCAGAUUAUCUCGUUUAUAGCGAUACGAGUUAUCAAUAUCUGAUUCUCUCUCGUCUCUCUCUUCUUUUCUCUCUCUCUCUCUGUCUGUCCUCUGAUGUCUCUCGCUCUCUUGUGCCUCUGCUCCUAUUCUGUUUUUCUCUCUCUCUUCUUUCAGUCUGCUCUCCUCGCUCCUCGUCUCUCUCUUGCCUCUCAUAGCGUUCUCUUCGUCUCUCUCUGCUUCUCCUCUUCUGCUUUCGGUGCUCGCUCGUCUUGCUCUCUUUCUCUCGCUCUCCUCCUUCCUCUCUCUCCUCUCUCUUUCGAGAGGCUCUCCAGGUGGCCUCUCGUUUCUAGUUUCCUCAGCAUAGGUCCAAAUGUUAUCUGAAGCCCACUCAUCCUCCCUAGCUGUACGGGUAAGCUCGCCUUCACUCCCAAAGCCCCUUAUGUAACUGGGAUUUGGUUAAGUCAGUCAGUCAGGCACUGCUGUAUUAAAUACGAUUACUCAUCGGAAAGCCCCCCUCUAAGAAACCCUCUCAUGACAGACGUCCACAGGCCCCCACGUGCAGUGGGGCAUUGUGGGUAGCGGGUAAUGAGUGUUCUGGUUUCCCCACACAUGCGAGGUGACAGCUGGAGGUGGAGUGGGGGGCGGGUCUGAUGGGUCACUGGUUCUGUUCGAUCCUCACGUUUGUCACACAGUGAGACAGGCAUAAGCAGGCGGGCUGGACUCCCUGUGAGCCCGUUAGUAUGACUGGCUUUCUAUUUACCACACUUUUAAUCCCUGUACUUUCUCUGCCUGUAUGGAAAGAAACAUGUUACAGUGAAUUGUGUGUUCAUGCCACAUUCCCUUCCUUUGAACGAGGGUGAAGAGUGUUUACGUGAAAGGGAGUAUAGGGAGCGUUUUUAUUAUUACUGUUGACUUGAUUAUCUAAACUACAUUAUCUUACAGUAUAUUUACAGCUUUUGGGAAAGUUAGUAACCUUGAAUUUUCUCCUUUAGUUGCCUUCACAUGUACAGGAUGUGACUUACUGGUUAGUGUGCACUUUGAUCUUCACACACUAUAGUCCUGUGAUUGUGUAUAAUAUUGGCUCUGAAGUUUCUGUAUUUUGUUUUGAAUUGAUAUCGACAGGUUAAAACCCCUUGAGACGCAUCAUCUCCUCUUCAGGAGGGUUCUGUAGAAACAUAAAACAACAGAAAUCAUCCAAAAUCACAAAUACUGUACAACAGCAAUAACAUUCCGGUAAUAAAUUAUAAUGACAACAAGAGUCGACCAAAACCAAACCAAAUCCUCUCUCUCUCUCUCUCUCUCUCUCUCUCUCUCUCUCUCUCUCUCUCUCUCUCUCUCUCUCUCUCUCUCUCUCUCUCUCUCUCUCUCUCUCUCUCUCUCUCUCUCAGAACUACGGUCUGGAGACAGAGAAUCUGAAGACUCUAUCCCACAAGCUGAAUGCCUCAGCAAAGAACCUGCAGAACUUCAUCACAGGGAGGCGUCGCAGUGGUCACUAUGAUGGCCGCGCCACCCACAAGCUGCCCAAUGACUUCCUCACCUCUGUGGUGGACCUCAUCGCUGCAGCCAAGAGCCUGCUGGCCUGGCUGGAUAGGUGAGAUUUGCAAAGAGCUACAGUACACAUACACACACACACGUAAUCACAUACAGAACUUUUCACUUCAAAGUAAAACAAGUAAAUUAUUCUAAUGAAUGUGGUUGGAGGCAAGUGAUUCUCUUUACUGUGUAAUUUAUCUCACCUGUGGUAAGUUUCAGGUGCCUACAGAGUAAAAUAGCCAUUCAACCAGUUUUGAAAAGAGAAAACAGAACAUUCUGCUCCAUUGCACUUCACUGUAAAGUGCAAUAAUAUAUUUGACCGCAUCUGUACACACUGUACAUACUCAGAGACACACUAUCAUACACAGACUACUCUCAUAGGUUGUUUUUCAAUCACACAGUUCCCAAUGUAAUGCACUACUUUUGUCCAGGCCUAUAGGGUGUCAUAUAAACAUUUACCCAUAAUUAAUUCAGAGGUCAAGGGUCAGAGAUGGUUCACUGGGUAGCAGACAGACAGGGUCUGUUUUCGACCACUCAAAAGUUGAUGUCCUUACAUAAUCUCCAUGAGCAAUCAGCUGACAAACAAAUGAUGAGUAAAGCCUUUAUGUAAGGGUUGUUUUUGAGAGGUUGGCCAUGAGAGCACUGUUAAGAGCUGCUGUUAAUCCUCCUCAGGUCCUCUGUGAGUUGCUGCCAGACAGUGUGUGUCUGUGUGUCUGUGUGUGUGUGUUCGUGUUUGUGUGUGUGUGUGGACCGGCGUGUGGGUGGAUGUAUUAAGAGUACCAUAUGCAGUAAACAAACCUGAAUAAAGGCUGAAUUAUUAGUUUGAUUCCCUAGACUUGCACUCUAAUUUAAGAACUGAACAAUACCAGCUUCAUAGAUAACUGUCAUUGUCAUACAGUGGGGAAAAAAAGUAUUUAGUCAGCCACCAAUUGUGCAAGUUCUCCCACUUAAAAAGAUGAGAGAGGCCUGUAAUUUUCAUCAUAGGUACACGUCAACUAUGACAGACAAAUUGAGAAGAAAAAAAUCCAGAAAAUCACAUUGUAGGAUUUUUAAUGAAUUUAUUUGCAAAUUAUGGUGGAAAAUAAGUAUUUGGUCACCUGUAACUUCUUCUUUAAGAGGCUCCUCUGUCCUCCACUCGUUACCUGUAUUAAUGGCACCUGUUUGAACUUGUUAUCAGUAUAAAAUAUACCUGUCCACAGCCUCAAACAGUCACACUCCAAACUCCACUAUGGCCAAGACCAAAGAGCUGUCAAAGGACACCAGAAACAAAAUUGUAGACCUGCACCAGGCUGGGAAGACUGAAUCUGCAACAGGUAAGCAGCUUGGUUUGAAGAAAUCAACUGUGGGAGCAAUUAUUAGGAAAUGGAAGACAUACAAGACCACUGAUAAUCUCCCUCGAUCUGGGGCUCCACGCAAGAUCUCACCCCGUGGGGUCAAAAUGAUCACAAGAACGGUGAGCAAAAAUCCCAGAACCACACAGGGGGACCUAGUGAAUGACCUGCAGAGAGCUGGGACCAAAGUAACAAAGCCUACCAUCAGUAACACACUACGCCGCCAGGGACUCAAAUCCUGCAGUGCCAGACGUGUCCCCCUGCUUAAGCCAGUACAUGUCCAGGCCCGUCUGAAGUUUGCUAGAGUGCAUUUGGAUGAUCCAGAAGAGGAUUGGGAGAAUGUCAUAUGGUCAGAUUAAACCAAAAUAGAACUUUUUGGUAAAAACUCAACUCGUCGUGUUUGGAGGACAAAGAAUGCUGAGUUGCAUCCAAAGAACACCAUACCUACUGUGAAGCAUGGGGGUGGAAACAUCAUGCUUUGGGGCUGUUUUUCUGCAAAGGGACCAGGACGACUGAUCCGUGUAAAGGAAAGAAUGAAUGGGGCCAUGUAUCGUGAGAUUUUGAGUGAAAACCUCCUUCCAUCAGCAAGGGCAUUGAAGAUGAAACGUGGCUGGGUCUUUCAGCAAGACAAUGAUCCCAAACACACCGCCCGGGCAACGAAGGAGUGGCUUCAUAAGAAGCAUUUCAAGGUCCUGGAGUGGCCUAGCCAGUCUCCAGAUCUCAACCCCAUAGAAAAUCUUUGGAGGGAGUUGAAAGUCUGUGUUGCCCAGCGACAGCCCCAAAACAUCACUGCUCUAGAGGAGAUCUGCAUGGAGGAAUGGGCCAAAAUACCAGCAACAGUGUGUGAAAACCUUGUGAAGACUUACAGAAAACGUUUGACCUGUGUCAUUGCCAACAAAGGGUAUAUAACAAAGUAUUGAGAAACUUUUGUUAUUGACCAAAUACUUAUUUUCCACCAUAAUUUGCAAAUAAAUUCAUAAAAAAUCCUACAAUGUGAUUUUCUGGAUUUUUUUUCAUUUCAAUCUCAUUUUGUCUGUCAUAGUUGACGUGUACCUAUGAUGAAAAUUACAGGCCUCUCUCAUCUUUUUAAGUGGGAGAACUUGCACAAUUGGUGGCUGACUAAAUACUUUUUUCCCCCACUGUAUAUAAUAUGACACCAGAUACAAACAUCAUACUCACCCACAUGUAUUGUCCAGUCAAAGGGAUUAGAAUGAAGAAUGAUCUAAUGGUUAAUUCCAGGUGCUACUUCUUUUUCAGGUCUCCGUUCGCAGCAGUGGCAGACUACUCCAUUACAAGAAACAAUGUGAUUCAGUUGUGUCUAGAGCUCACCACGAUUGUACAGCAGGUAAGCAAGCCAUCAAACACAGUCACAUAUACAGCUGUACCACUAGCUAGCGUUAACCACUGUUUGUUUUUCCCAAAACUGGAUUAUUAACGAAAAUGUCUCAAAGGCCUUUUUAAAUUUAGUUAGUUUACACAGGACCUGUGUUCUCUGCUCUGGUAUUGGAAAUAACUGUAUGUGUCAUCAUGCUCACUGAGCAAAGACAGCCUCAGGCUACUCAAAUGUAGCCUUUCCCUUUGUAAAGAGCAUGACAGCCUGCCUGCCUACCAUACAGUAUGUGUGCACGCUGGGAGGAUGUGGAUGUGUUUCUCUGUGUUGCUCUAAUUCCUACUGCGGGAGCAGAACUGAACUGUUCCAAUAGAUAUAAAUAGGGGAAGGCUGUGACUGUGUAGAGGCAUCCGUCUUCACUAGAGCAGGACAACGUACUGUAGGGGGAGGGCUGCAGGGAGGGAGGGUUAGUUCAGCCCUGGUCCUGGAGGGAUUGGCACGGGGACAGGCUCUACCGCCACGAUUGCGUGUUCAGACAGCCAGGCACAUACGAGAGGGCCUGGUCCAAGGCUGCAGAGGUGUUCCAAAAGAGCAGCAGGUAGCGCAGCAGAGGUUUCAUCCGUGUGUGGCUGUCUGUAGAGUCUAUCUGAUGGCAAGGAGAUAUCGUCUGUAGAGAGAGAGAAGGAGCGGAGAGAGGGACGCAUGCCCCCGACAAGGCAGAGUGACGCAUGGCGGACUGUUUGUGUGUGUUUGUGUGUGUGUCUGUGUGGGAGGGGGGGCAUCAGUGCUGAACCUCUCUGUUCUUUACAUAUAGCCACCUUGUUAUAACUGGAAUAAUGAUCACUUCUCUGACACAUUGUCCUGUGGUAACCUCUGCCUCUCCAUCUCCCUCUGUUUGGCAGGACUGUUCUGUGUAUGAGACAGAAAAUAAGAUUCUGCAUGUGGUGAGUGGGCCCACUUAUUUCCAUUCCCUUCAAUGCAUCCAAACAGAAUUAGAGUCCCCAUAACUCAGUCUGGCGACUCAUCCCUAAAAUCACUGUUUUCGCUCUCUCCCUACUCUCCAUCCUUCCCUUCUACAGUGCAAGACUCUAUCUGGAGUGUGUGAUCACAUCAUCUCUCUGUCCUCUGACCCGAUGGUGUCCCAGUCAGCCCAUUUGGAGGUGGUUCAGCUGGCCAAUAUCAAGUCCACUGAGGGACUGGUAAGACUCCCCAGAUACUCAGAUGUACAGACUAGAAGGUCUUGUGCCUUUUACUUACCUUCGCUCUUUCUCUCUCUAACACAACAACAACAACAACAAAACAUGCACUCCUUCUGGGUAAUAGAUCACUCUUCUGGGUGAUAGAUUUCAGAAAGUAACUACUAUGUGUUUACUUAGUAGCUUUCUCCUGUACAGUAUGUGGACAUAAGCCGUUAUCUAAAACCUGCAUGUUUGCUCUAACUUGCACUUAGAUAUGACUGUCCUACUUGGGGCUGUAAACUUCCACCCCCACACAUACACAAAUGCACAGAGCACACAGAGGGUCACAGAGCACACAGAGGGCAACAGAGCUUUUCACAUACAGAACGGUCAAUAGAACCUGAACAGAGGAGUGGGCAGAGUGGGACAAAAAUAAACCUCUUACUCUCUUCUCACUCUGAGAUGCACUGAAUGUGUGUGUGUGUGUGUGCACACGCAUGCGUUUCUGUGUGUCCAUUUGUUAUGCACUUACAGCCCCUCUGAGGGAAGGCUUGAACAUUUAAGUAUGUUUGUCUGUUUGCCUCUCUACGAGUGACAGUGUCCGAUUGAAUAUGUACAAUAUGGAUGUGUUUUAUGUCACUUUGUACUGUAUGCAUUUAUGUGUUUGUUGUUGUAAUGUACUGUAUAUGGAUGUGCAAACUAUUCUCAGGCUAUGGCUCUAAGCUACCUCUCUCUGUCUCUCUAUAGGGGAUGUAUAUCAAAUCGACAUAUGAUGGCUUGCAUGUCAUCACUGGAACUACAGAGGGAGUGAGUAUUGAUCUUUAACAUGCUCAGUCAGAGCUAUGAAGGACUUUGGCACGUAGAUCACUCUCCUAUGAUAGAGAGGGAGAAGUGUCACUCAAGGCUGUGUCACAGUGAAUCUCCUUAAUGACAGUGAACAGCAUCAGGCCCAUCAGUGUUUUUAUAGCUGUGUUAUGUGUCUCUUCCUCUCCAUCAGUCUCUGGCUGACCGCUGUAAGAAAAUUCAUGCAGGCGAUGAAGUCAUCCAGGUCAAUCAUCAGACAGUGGUGCGUCUCUCUCUCUUUUCAUACCUUUUUUUAACCUUUAUUUAACCGGGAAGAAACCCAUUGAGUCACAGGGUAUUUUUUUGCAAGGGCGACCUGGCCAAGAAAGCAGUAGUGGUCAAUACAACAUUUAGGGUGUUCACCCAUGAAAGGAUUCAUUCAUUCAAGGUUUAUACAAAUAUGUCCAUUCAAUAGAGAAUUCCGUCAGAAAAACAAUAGUCCAAACCCCAUGUAUUUACCAUAUAUGGUUCAAACGUUACAGACGAUUUACUCUGAGAAUUUAGCAUGUUUAGAGUGAAUGGAAUGUCAUCACAGGUAUGAUAAAAAAGUGGUCACUGCUCAAUAGAAGUCUGUGGCGCUUCUCCGCGGCAGAACGGCGCUAACUUCGAAUGUCAACUGACAAGCUAACUAGUGUCUGCAGGUUAGUGAGUGAAAACAUGGGCUUUUUCUAAAUGAAAUCUGCUGACUACAAAACUAAAUAGGGACUAAAUAUAUAUUUAUUUACAAAGCAAAGAGAUUGAAUUUCAAUAUCCACACUCCGCGUUCCUGUUUUCAUUGUGUAUUUCUGAGUCUUUCCCUUUAAAUCUCCAUAGAAACGCCCCCUCUCAACGUAGAUUGAUUGCCAUUAUAGGCAUUGAAAGCCAAGGAUCUGGAGGUGAAAAUGACGAAGUUAUCAAGUUGAUUUUGAUUGAUCCAACCAGCGGAAACACCUCCAAAUGGUACCACCUCACAACGCCAAAUAUGGAAGAGAUAUAACCAAGAGCGUCGCAGUCUAAACUAGCAACGGUCACAGCAAAUUAACAUUCUUAUUUCAUCAACACUGUCAAGUACAAGUAUAUAAAGGUUAUAAUAUUGUAGAGAACAAUCUAAUGGUUCAUUCUAUGUAAUUUAUAGUGACAUAGGGUAAAGAAAACUACAUUUUGACAGAAUUUUGUAGCACCCUCUUGAAUUGCUACGUUUUUCUCUACAUUGUACAGUAGUGAGUGAACGCCCUACACCAUUACACAAUUUACAAUACAAACAGCACAACAACACGUCAUUAAGAGCUCAUCCAGCCUACAGAAAACAUUUUUAAAAUGCUAACCUUCUCUGGCUGAGAGCGAGCUCUGGUGAAGGUAAUGAAUUUUGUUAAAAAAAUAUAUAUAUCUCCCUGUCCAUCCCCUUUAUCUUACGUUUACAUACUGGUAUAGGACUACCCUAUGACUACUACUAUGCUCGUGCGAAAUUUUGCCCUAUGUGUUUUUCAUUGUAUGUGUGUGUGUGUUUGUUGGCUUUUGGCGCUAGGUGGGCUGGCAGUUGAAGAACCUGGUGAAUUCUUUGCGUGGGGACCCCGGGGGUGUUACACUGACUCUGAAGAAGCGCCCACAGAGCACACUCACAUCCACCCCAGCACUACUGAAGAACAUGAGAUGGAAACCCUUAGCCCUGCAAGUAUGACAACACUUUCACUUUCAACCUCCACACAACUGAUGAACGGGUGUACGUUUGGCUGAAUGUGAAAUCACACACGAUUCCCUUUAUAGUGGUUCCUUUAUUUAUGUAUUUCUUUUUUAGGGGGUAGAUCAGCUUUAAUAUUGCAGAUAGAUUGUGGCUUCUAUCAAUGUAAUUGUCUGCAUAAUUUCCAAUCCCCCAUAUAUUUUUGGGUAAAAUAUUAAAUAAAUAUUUGUACAGUGCAUUCGGAAAGUAUUCAGACCCCUUUACUCAUAUUUACAUAAGUAUUCAGACCCUUUACUCAGUACUUUGUUGAAACACCUUUGUCCGGGCUCUGGCUGGUCCACUCAAGGACAUUCAGAGACUUGUCCCGAAGCCACUCCUGCGUUGUCUUGGCUGUGUGAUUAGGGUCGUUGUCCUGUUGGAAGGUGAACCUUCGUCCCAGUCUGAGGUCCUGAGCACUCGGGAGCAGGUUUUCAUCAAAGAUCUCUCUGUACUUUGCUCCGUUCAUCUUUCCCUCGAUCCUGACUAGUCUCCCAGUCCCUGCCGCUGAAAAACAUCCCAACAGCAUGAUGCUGCCCCCACCAUGCUUCACCGUAGGGAUGGUGCCAGGUUUCCUCCAGACGUGACGCUUGGCAUUUAGGCAAAAGAGUUCAAUCUUGGUUUCAUCAGACCAGAGAAUCUUGUUUCUCAUGGUCUGAGUCGUUUAGGUGCCUUUUGGCAAACUCCAAGUGGGCUGUCAUGUGCCUUUUACUGAGGAUUGGCUUCCGUCUGGCCACUCUACCAUUACAGGCCUGAUUGGUGGAGUGCUGCAGAGAUGGUUGUCCUUUUGGAAGGUGCUCCCAUCUCCACAGAGGAACUCUGGAGCUUUGUCAGAGUGACCAUUGGGUUCUUGGUCACCUCCAUGACCAAUACUUUUCUCCCCCGAUUGCUCAGUUUGGCCGGGCUGCCUGCUCUAGGAAGAGUUUUGGUGGUUUAAACUUCUUCUAUUUAAGAAUGAUAUAGGCGACUGUGUUUUUGUGAACCUUCAAUGCUGCAGACAUUUUUUGGUACCCUUCUCCAGAUCUGUGCCUCGACACAAACCUGUCUCUGAGCUCUAAGGACAAUUCCUUCGACCUUAUGGCUUGGUUUUUGCUUUGGCAUGCACUGUCAACUGUGGGACCUUAUAUAGACAGGUGUGUGCCUUUCCAAAUCAUGUCCAAUCAAUUGAAUUUACCACAGGUGGACUCCAAUCAAGUUUUAGAAACAUCUCAAGGAUGAUCAAUGGAAACCAAGAUGCACCUGAGCUCAAUUUCGAGUGUCAUAGCAAAGGGUCUGAAUACUUACCCUACCAGUCAAAAGUUUUAGAACACCUACUCAUUCAAGGGUUUUUCUUUAUUUUUCCUAUUUUCUACAUUGUAGAAUAAUAGUGAACACAUCAAAACUGUGAAAUAACACAUAUGGAAUCAUGUAGUAACCAAAAAAGUGUUAAACAAAUCAAGACUUCAAGACUGUUGGAAAAGCAUUCCAGGGGAAGCUGGUUGAGAGAAUGCCAUGAGUGUGCAAAGCUGUCAUCAAGCAAAGAGUGUCUAUUUGAAGAAUCUCAAAUAUAAAAUAUAUUUUGAUUUUUUUAACACUUUUUUGGUUACUACAUGAUUCCAUAUGUGUUAUAUCAUAGUUGUGAUGUCUUCACUAUUAUUCUACAAUGUAGAAAAUAAAGAAAAACCCUUGAAUGAGUAGGUGUUCUAAAACUUUUGACUGGUAGUGUAUGUAAAUAAGGUAUUUCUGCUUUAAAAAAUGUAUACAUUUGCAAACAUUUCUAAAAACCUAUUUUCACUUUGUCAUUAUAGGAUAUUGUGUGUAGAUUUCUAAGGAUUUUGUAUUUAUUUAAUCAAUUUUAGAUUAAGGCUAAAACGUAACAAAAUGUGGAAAAAGUCAGGGGGUCUGAAUACUUUCCGAAGGCGCUGUAAAUAGGCCCAUUUAAUUUUGUCUGGCUUGCCGUUCAAAAUAAAAUUGAAUAUUUUUUGCUCAUAUCAUUUAAAAAACGAGUCGUUAGGUGUAGGCAGGGCCAUAAGCAAAUAGGUAAACUGGGAUAUAACUCAGGGUGAUUUUUCUACAAAUAGACAGGUAUUUUCCUUUCCAUGGUAGCAAUAUCUUAUCUAUUUUUGCUAACUUUCUAUUAAAAUGUAUUGUAGUGAGAUCAUUUCUUUCUUUCGGGAUAUGUAUACCGAGUAUGUACACAUCCCCAUCAGACCAUUUUAUUGGCAUUAAAGUUAAAAACAAUUGUGAUCCAAUAUGUAUCAUAAUUUUGUUGUAAUCCAGAGAGGUUAGAAAAAUUAUCUAGAUCCUAUAUGAGGCUGUGGAGGGACCCAAAUUGUGGAUUUAAAAGAAAACAUGAAUCAUCAGCGUACAACGACACCUUUGUUUUUAAGCCCUGGAUUUCUAGCCCCUUGAUAUUAUUGUUGGAUCUGAUUUUAAUAGCUAACAUUUUGAUGGCCAUAAUAAAUCGAUAUGCCGAUAGUGGACAACCUUGUUUUACCCCUCUUGACAGUUUAAUACUUUCUGAGAAGAAGCCAAUAUUUACUAUUUUAUAUCUAGGGUUACUAUACAUAACUUUAACCCAUUGUAUAAGAGAUUCUCCAAAAUUGAAAUAUUCCAGGCAUUUAUAUAUAAAUUCCAGUCGUACUUUAUGAAAAGCUUUUUCAAAGUCAACUAUGAAUACCAGGCCUGGUUUCUCAGAUUUUUCAUUGUGUUCUAUUGUUUCCAGUACUUGUCUUACAGUGCAUUCGGAAAGUAUUCAGACCCCUUCCCUUUUUCCACAUUCUGUUACAUUACAGCCUCAUUCUAAAAUGUAUUAAAUUGUUUUUCCUCAUCAAUCUACACACAAUACCCCAUAAUGACAAUGCGAAAACAGGUUUAUAGAUUUUUUUGCAAAUUUAUAAAAAAUGUAAUACAGAAAUACCUUAUUUACAUAAGUAGUCAGACCCUUUGCUAUUAGACUCACACCUGUCUAUAUAAGGUCCAACAGAUACCAGUGUAUGUCAGAGCAAAAACCAAGCCACAGGAUUGUGUCGAAGCACAGAUCUGGGGAAGGGUACCAAAACAUUUCUGCAGCAUUGAAAGUCCCCAAGAACACAGUGGCCUCCAUCAUUCUUAAAUGGAAGAAGCACUGUAUAUUAUCUCCAAUGUAUCGUCCAUGUAAAAAACCUGUCUGAUUAGGAUGAAUAAUAUCCGACAGUGCCUUUUUAAUUCUAUGCGCUAUGCAUUUUGCUAGAAUUUUUUUGAAUCACAACACUGAAGUGUAAGGGGCCUCCAAUUUUUCUUAUGGACUGGAGAUUUAUAUUUACCACCUGGGUCCUGUUUCAGUAAUAGUGAAAUCAGACCUUCUUGUUGAGUAUCUGAUAAUCUACCAUUUUUAUAGGAGUGGUUAAAACCUGCUAAUAACGGUCCUCUGAGUACAUCAAAAAAGGUUUGAUAUACCUUAACUGAUAUGCCAUCCAGCCCUGGAGUUUUCCCGGACUUAAAGGCUUUAAUUGCAUCAAGAAGUUCCUCCUUUGUAGUGGUUCCUUUAUAGUAUACAGUGGGGGAAAAAAGUAUUUAGUCAGCCACCAAUUGUGCAAGUUCUCCCACUUAAAAAGAUGAGAGAGGCCUGUAACUUUCAUCAUAGGUACACGUCAACUAUGACAGACAAAAUGAGAUUUUUUUUCUCCAGAAAAUCACAUUGUAGGAUUUUUAAUGAAUUUAUUUGCAAAUUAUGGUGGAAAAUAAGUAUUUGGUCAAUAACAAAAGUUUCUCAAUACUUUGUUAUAUACCCUUUGUUGGCAAUGACACAGGUCAAACGUUUUCUGUAAGUCUUCACAAGGUUUUCACACACUGUUGCUGGUAUUUUGGCCCAUUCCUCCAUGCAGAUCUCCUCUAGAGCAGUGAUGUUUUGGGGUUGUCGCUGGGCAACACAGACUUUCAACUCCCUCCAAAGAUUUUCUAUGGGGUUGAGAUCUGGAGACUGGCUAGGCCACUCCAGGACUUUGAAAUGCUUCUUACGAACCACUCCUUCGUUGCCUGGGUGGUGUGUUUGGGAUCAUUGUCAUGCUGAAGACCCAGCCACGUUUCAUCUUUCAAUGCCCUUGCUGAUGGAGGUUUUCACUCAAAAUCUCACGAUACAUGGCCCCAUUCAUUCUUUCCUUUACACGGAUCAGUCGUCCUGGUCCCUUUGCAGAAAAACAGCCCCAAAGCAUGAUGUUUCCACCCCCAUGCUUCACAGUAGGUAUGGUGUUCUUUGGAUGCAACUCAGCAUUCUUUGUCCUCCAAACACGACGAGUUGAGUUUUUACCAAAAAGUUAUAUUUUGGUUUCAUCUGACCAUAUGACAUUCUCCCAAUCCUCUUCUGGAUCAUCCAAAUGCACUCUAGCAAACUUCAGACGAGCCUGGACAUGUACUGGCUUAAGCAGGGGGACACGUCUGGCACUGCAGGAUUUGAGUCCCUGGCGGCGUAGUGUGUUACUGAUGGUAGGCUUUGUUACUUUGGUCCCAGCUCUCUGCAGGUCAUUCACUAGGUCCCCCCGUGUGUUUCUGGGAUUUUUGCUCACCGUUCUUGUGAUCAUUCUGACCCCACGGGGUGAGAUCUUGCGUGGAGCCCCAGAUCGAGGGAGAUUAUCAGUGGUCUUGUAUGUCUUCCAUUUCCUAAUAAUUGCUCCCACAGUUGAUUUCUUCAAACCAAGCUGCUUACCUAUUGCAGAUUCAGUCUUCCCAGCCUGGUGCAGGUCUACAAUUUUGUUUCUGGUGUCCUUUGACAGCUCUUUGGUCUUGGCCAUAGUGGAGUUUGGAGUGUGACUGUUUGAGGUUGUGGACAGGUGUCUUUUAUACUGAUAACAAGUUCAAACAGGUGCCAUUAAUACAGGUAACGAGUGGAGGACAGAGGAGCCUCUUAAAGAAGAAGUUACAGGUCUGUGAGAGCCAGAAAUCUUGCUUGUUUGUAGGUGACCAAAUACUUAUUUUCCACCAUAAUUUGCAAAUAAAUUCAUAAAAAAUCCUACAAUGUGAUUUUCUGGAUUUUUUUCUUCUCAAUUUGUCUGUCAUAGUUGACGUGUACCUAUGAUGAAAAUUACAGGCCUCUCUCAUCUUUUUAAGUGGGAGAACUUGCACAAUUGGUAGCUGACUAAAUACUAUUUUCCCCCACUGUAUGUAUGUAUGUGUGUUAGGAGAGUGUACAGUAUGUUAAGCAUAUAUAUUUAUUUCAUAAACUGGAUAUCGUAAAACUGGUAUGUCAGAACAAAAUGUAAGGAGAUACCAUUUCAACUUCAGUGUUGUGCCUCAGAGAUUUCUGAACGUAUAAACACUCCAAAACUGGGUGAACAUAGAUAGUUAAUGGCUGCAGGGCAGAAUCUCUCUCUUAUAAUAAAAAGAAACUGGUGCACAGAGACAGACAGACAGGCAAGGACUGGCAAUAAUAAACCAGUACUGUAAAUUGUGAAGCAUUGAUCAGAAACACGUGUCUAUUUUUGUAUGCAUGCUAUCUAUCCAAAUGUUUGUAAAUGGUUUUGUAUUCCGAUGUGUGUGUGAGAUCUGGAGACUGCUGGUGUGAACCCAUCAUCCACAUUGUGUUUCUAAGAAAUAUUUAACAUUUUAAGUAAAAGCAACAGAAGAAAGUGCACAAUUGGUGGCUGACUUAAUACUUUUUUUCCCCACUGUAUAUGGAAUAGGGUGGCAUUUCAGACACAGCCUGAGGACUCUAUUUUCAGCUGGCACUAAUGCGGUUCAAGUGUCAAACACAUGUUAGUUGAGAAUUUCGGUAUGUAAAAACUGGCGCUUUGGUAUUUUAAACCCUUGUGCCAGGUUCGUCAAUUUACCUGUCUAACAUCAGCUCACUUGCGCUGAGCUGGGAGGGGUGACAAUAUUUGAGGCGUGUAAAUAUUUGAGGCAAUUACAACAAUGUUGACUGCCAACACUCCAAACAUAUUGAGCACUGGAACACUGGAUGUUUUUUUUACUCUUGCUAUUACAGUGGCUUGCGAAAGUAUUCACCCCCAUUGGCAUUUUUCCUAUUUUGUUGCCUUACAACCUGGAAUUAAAAUUAAUUUUGGGGGGAUUUGUAUCAUUUGAUUUACACAACAUGCCUAUCACUUUGAAGAUGCAAAAUAUUUUUGUUAUUAUGAAACAAACAAGAAAUAAGACAAAAAAACAGAACUUGAGUGGGCAUAACUAUUCACCCCCCCAAAGUCAAUACUUUGUAGAGCCACCUUUUGCAGCAACUACAGCUGCAAGUCUCUUGGGGUACGUCUCUAUAAGCUUGGCACAUCUAGCCACUGGGAUUUUUGCCCAUUCUUCAAAACAAAACUGCUCCAGCUCCUUCAAGUUGGAUGGGUUCCGCUGGUGUACAGCAAUCUUUAAGUCAUACCACAGAUUCUCAAUUGGAUUGAGGUCUGGGCUUUGAUUAGGCCAUUCCAAGACAUUUAAAUGUUUCCCCUUAAACCACUCAAGUGUUGCUAUAGCAGUAUGCUUAGGGUCAUUGUCCUGCUGGAAGGUGAACCUCUGUCCCAGUCUCAAAUCUCUGGAAGACUGAAACAGGUUUCCCUCAAGAAUUUCCCUGUAUUUAGCGCCAUCCAUCAUUCCUUCAAUUCUGACCAGUUUCCCAGUCCCUGACGAUGGAAAUACAUCCCCACAGCAUGAUGCUGCCACCACCAAGCUUCACUGUGGGGAUGGUGUUCUUGGGGUGAUGAGAGGUGUUGGGUUUGCGUCAGACAUAGCGUUUUCCUUGAUGGCCAAAAAGCUCAAUUUUAGUCUCAUCUGACCAGAGUACCUUCUUCCAUAUGUUUGGGGAGUCUCCCACAUGCCUUUUGGCGAACACCAAAGGUGUUUGCUUAUUUUUUUCUUUAAGCAAUGGCUUUUUUCUGGCCACUCUUCCGUAACGCCCAGCUCUGUGGAGUGUACGGCUUAAAGUGGUCCUAUGGAGAGAUACUCCAAUCUCCACUGUGGAGCUUUGCAGCUCCUUCAGGGUUAUCUUUGGUCUCUUUGUUGCCUCUCUGAUUAAUGCCCUCCUUGCCUGGUCCGUGUGUUUUGGUGGGCGGCCCUCUGUUGGCAGGUUUGUUGUGGUGCCAUAUUCUUUCCAUUUUUUAAUAAUGGAUUUAAUGGUGCUCCGUGGGAUGUUCAAAGUUUCAGAUAUUUUUUUAUAACCCAACCCUCAUCUGUACUUCUCCACAACUUUGUCCCUGACCUGUUUGGAGAGCUCCUUGGUCUUCAUGGUGCCGCUUGCUUGGUGGUGCCCCUUGUUUAGUGGUGUUGCAGACUCUGGGGCCUUUCAGAACAGGUGUAUAUAUACUGAGAUCAUGUGACAGAUAAUGUGACACUUAGAUUGCACACAGGUUAACUUUAUUUAACUAAUUAUGUGACUUCUGAAGGUAAUUGGUUGCACCAGAUCUUAUUUAGGGGCUUCAUAGCAAAGGGGGUGAAUACAUAUGCACGCACCACUUUGCCGUUAUUUAUUUUUUAGAAUUUUUUUAAAUAAGUUAUUUUUUUCAUUUCACUUCACCAAUUUGGACUAUUUUGUGUAUGUCCAUUACAUGAAAUCCAAAUAAAAACCAUUUAAAUUACAGGUUGUAAUGCAACAAAAUAGGAAAAACGGCAAGGGGGAUGAAUACUUUUGCAAGGCACUGUACUCAAUACUUUAGCUUAUGCUAUUUAAUAAACCGUAGUUGGUAUCAUUCGACAAUGGACUGGGAUGAGAAUAUUCCAUGCCCCAAGCAACUCAAAGACUGUCAAUAACCUACACAACUUGAGACAACCUCAUGCAGUAUUAUUAAGCCAUGGAACACAUUGAUUGACCAGUGAGUGGCCAAGCCCUCGUCACACCUACAACUUGUUUAUUCAUCAAAACCCAGCCCUUUCAAGCCACCGCCAGCUAUUGAGUUCAUAAUUCCCGCCGUGAAAAUAGCAAAAAUAUUUCUGACACACCCAGGACCUAUAGCGCUACCACCAGCGAUAAGAUUUACAAUUGCGUUAGGUUUGUUAAAAUAGAGCCAUGUGUGUUAGUGAGAUGUGAUUUAUGUACUGUAUACCACUAUCUUAUCAGUGGGUUAAUGACUGAGAGGGUAUGUGAACUUUUGUAUGUGCACAGUAUGUGACUGAUUGUGCAUGGUGAGUAUGCAAGCAGGAGAGUGCAUUAAAUGUUUGUGGGUUUUGUUAAAGCAGGGACUUUUUGUGAAUGUGUCUGUCUGUGUGUGUCUGUCUGUCAUAUUUUGCCCCAAACAAUUAUUUAAUAUGGGUGUUGUAUGUGACUAUAUCCCUGCCCCCCUCUGAGUCCCACACUGGUCUAAGUGCUGUUUCCCUCCCUCCCCCUGGGGCCUUGACCAACUGGAGUGCAUCAGAGCUCUGCCGCCUCCUGAUCCCCCCGCUCCUCUCCUCCCUCUUCUCCUUUACCUCUAUUCUGCAAUCUCUCUUCUCCUCUCCCUACCAUCCUCCUCCUCGUUUCAUCAUAUAUCCAGAUUCAGUUAUUGACUUAUGCUUUGAAUUUAUAAUUCAUCAAAUGCAAAGGUUCAAAUCAAUUUUCCAUUCCCUAAACCUGCCUCUAGCCAUUCUCCAAUCGAGAAACAAGACUAGCAUUUCCCACAUAUUGAAGCUUUAAUGGUUUGAUUGAUCAUCGUCUAUUAUGAAACUACACAUCUCUCUCCCCCCUCUUUCUCUCUCUCUCCUCACAGCCCAUCAUCCCUCAGAGCCCCAGCAGCAGUGUGGCCACACCCACCAGUACCCUGAGCACCCCGUCCAGGAGGGACAGCUGUGCCCUGCAGGACCUCUUCAUCCCCCCGCCCCCUGAGGAACCAUACACCCCCAGGUACACACACAAGCUGCCUCACUGUGACAUCUGUAUGCCUUUCCUUAGGGAUUACACAGUGUAGUCAUACUGUAUGUUGUACUUUGAGUAAGUUUUAUGUUAUUAUCUGCAGUGAAAUAUUAUAGUGGUUUACCUGUGUAAUUACUUCACUGUGUGAAUUUAAUCAGUUUGUUCCCUUUUGCGGGGUGAUUUAUGUGCCUUGUAGUAUGUGACUUUGUUGAAGUUUACCCAUGCAGUCGAUGCUCCAUAGGCGAACAGACUCUCUCCCUGAUCUGUGCUGCAGAGACGACAAGGGAAAUCUAUCAGGUGACGACGACUUCCAAGCUGACAUCCCGGUGGCCAAGGGCUCUGAGUCCCCCAACUCCUUCCUGGACCAGGAGUGUCGCCGACGUUUCCCUCUGGUGGAGGAGGAUGCCGUUCUGUACUGCUACGAGUAUGACCAGAACCACGGACUUCCACCUGUCCGCAGGGACAGCACCCCCACUUAUGGUAUGACCCAGUCCAAGCCUGCAUAUUUGUAUGAGGGAUGUCAGUCCCCCAUAUACUGUAUGGUCCGACCCAGUCCAAGCCUGUUUGUAUGUGGGAUGUCUAUCCCCCACAAAUGUUAUGACCCAGUCCAAGGCUGGUUUGUAUGAGGGAUGCCUGUGGUGCACUUCCUACAGAUUUGAUCACUCUUUUGUUACUGAGAAUGUUCCUGCAAAGCAGGAAAUGCAAACUUGUAGUGUAUUUCGGUUUAAAAAAUGCUUCAAAAGUUUGAAAUUUCAGAGUUGAUUUGCCCUAACAAAAAAUGCAUCAACCCCUACAAAAAUGUCCAUAAAUUAUAAUAGACAUAAUAAUUCACAUUUCCUGUUGCUACAGGAUUAUUUUUCUGCUGUAGCAAACUGGCUCAAAUUAAGAUCCUACAUCUGUAUGCAAUGCCUGCUGUGUUUGUGAUGUUAGUGUUUGUGUCACUGUGGUGUUAAUAUAGGCUGUUUGUAGCUCUUAGAUUUUUCUGGAUAGGUCUGUAAUGUUGUGUGUUAUCUGUGCUGUGUGCUCCAGGCAGGCUUAGGCCCAUCUCCAUGCCAGUGGAAUAUAACUGGGUGGAAGACUAUGAAGACCCGGCCAAGCUGAAGAGAGAGAGCAGGAGAGGUGAGUGGGAGGCCGGGAUGGAGAGAAAGGGUGAGAUAAAAAGAGAGGGGAGACAGAAAGAGAGAGAUAUAGCAGCAGAGAUGAGUGGGUGGAUAUCUCUCAUAAUUGGGUUUUCUGCCUCCCCAUCUCAGAUGUCUUAGCCAAGGGACUGGGAAGCUGAGCAGCCAUGCCAGGCAGGGCUCAGUGCAUGAUAGAUAUGAUGCUGAAUUAGCUAUCCUCCUCUUUAUCUGUCCCUCUUUAUCUGACCCUUCUUUCUGUGUAUCUUUGUUAGUCCCUCCUGCUCUCUCUCUCUCUUUCAAUCUCACCCCUUUCUCUCUCUGCCUCUCUCUGCCUCUCUCUGCCUCUCUCUCUUUGCUUUUGGGUCUUGAAGGUAUGUCGUUGCCUUGGCAACUGUAACCAGGAUCUUCCCAAGAUUUGCUUGGUUUGAUUGGUUGCUGCCAGGCCUAGUGGCAAACAGAGUAGGAAGAGAGCGAAUGGCCUUGGUUCAGUCUGAGAGGCAGCCACUGUGAUGUUGUGUUUUUUAUUCCCAAGGGGGUGGUGGCAGUCAGUCUAUUGUUCCUGUGGGCUUUUCAGCAUCAGUGAGGGUGCUAUAUUUAUCUGCAUAUUUGGCAAGAGGCAGUAUCAAUACAUAUUGCCUGAAGGCAACAUUUUUUUAUAUUUUCUAGGAAAAUACCAUGCAAAUAUCAGAAUAAUGACAGUCUCUGUUGGUUCAGUACAAUAAUGGGGUUUGAGUGAAGCCUCGUUAUUUGUCUGAAUGACAAGACAGAGUAAAACCUCAGAGCCCUAAAGCCGAAUGCCUGGGCACACCACAGGAUUACACAAAACAUAAAUUACACUGCCCAAUGACAUGACUCACAAAACUAGCCUAUAAGAGUCAGAUGGAGGACGUUCAUCAAUGGGCCUUGCUCUAGCCUCAAGGCCCUAAUGACAUGACAAAGCCCACAAGUCACACAACUGUGUAUUUCCAUCCAAGCAAUCAUUACACAAUCUCUAGAAUUGGCCUUUGGCUUGUUUUUCGCUGUUGUUUAAAAUUUGUUGUAACAAAGUGACAGCACAAUGAGUAUUCAGUAGAUACAAAUUAUGUACACAUAGUAGGCCUAUAUAAUCAAAUGGCGUUAGACAAAGUGAUCUAACUGCUGGCCUCCCCUGCUCCCGUAGAGAACUCCCUGCUGCGUUAUGUGAGUCAGAGUGAGGACAAGGCCAUGCCAGAGGAGUACCUGACAGGACGCAGCAGGAAGAAGAGUGACAAAGGCAGCCCCGCCCACUACGCCCUCCUCCCAGCCCUCCAGAUGGAAGUCUCCACGUCCGGCUCCGACUCCGCCUCCCUCUACCAUGUAUGUCCCAUUGUUCCCAGGCCCCUGAGACAACACUGACGUGUUUUUUGUUGUGAUUAUGAUCAGAUAUUUAGAGGACUGAGCACAGUGGAGACAGAUCAAUGUGGAUUGAUCUCUCAUUUUCCUGUGUGUUAUUUUGUAGAUGUUUGAACGAUCCUCACUGCGCUCAAGGUCUAGGAAGAAGAGUAAAGGUGAGUUAUUAAAAACCUACAGUCCACAACCCAUGUACAGUUUCAAAUAUACACUACAUACAUAAAUGUAUGCUGAUGCAAACCACCCAAUACAGUCGUUUCAUUGAUACCCCUCUCCUCCCUGCAGUAGGUGACUCUUUGUCCUCCAUCAGUAAGAGGCGUAUCUCAUGUAAGGACCUGGGGCGGGGGGACUGUGAGGGCUGGCUGUGGAAAAAGAAGGAUGCUAAAAGCUACUUCUCCCAGAAGUGGAAGAAAUACUGGUUCAUCCUGAAAGAUAUCUGCCUAUACUGGUACAUGAAUGAGGAGGUGAGUGUGUGAGUGACAUUGACAGACUUGCUGAUUUGUUGUACCAUGAGUUCCUCUCUGCAUCCUCUCUUGAUUAUCUUGUGAAAAUGUGAACCAUCCCGCUAUAUUUUUUGGAACUCAGAAAAGUAUGUGUCAGAACAAUAUAUGAUAUUAUGUUUUUUACUCCCUCAGGAUGAAAAGGCAGAGGGCUUUGUUAGUCUCCCAGAAUUCAAGAUUGAUCGUGCAUCUGAGUGCCGUAGGAAGUAGUGAGUACAUGUAUUUGUGUUUGUAUACAAUACAUGAAUGUGUGAGUCUUGUGGUCUGUUUGUCUGUGUGAACCUCGGCAUGUGUUUGUUUGAAUCUAUUGAGAAUGGAGUGUGAGUGUCUGUCUUUAAAUACAAAAUAUGUACAGUAUAUGCAACCUGUGUUUGUGCCCCAGAAUACUUACAGUUAGUGCUGAGCGAUUAAUCGACAUUUCGUUUUUUUGUGUGGUUAUUAAACAGCUAAUUCACCGACGUCGGUUCAAUUACUUGAAUUCCAUUUUGUUUUGUUUUUUUCAACGCACUUUCUCUAGAGAGAAAUCAUUCACGACAAAAAUCAAGUAAAGAUCUAUGUGGGACGCUGGGCUAAAGGGAGUUGUAGUUUUCAUUAAGCAAAUAUUCAACCUAGUUCAGCCCAGAAACUUUGUAAUUAACUAUAAUCCAUUGCGCCUGUUUUUUCCAUUUCGGACGGAGAUGGAUCAAAAUCUGUCCAAAAUAAGCCCAAUGCGUUUCUAUGGGCUUAUUUUGGAUUUAAAUGUGUCGCCUGCCUUCCUGCCUUUGGGACAACGACUCCCAUGGUUAGGACGGAGACAAGAGCAUCUCACCAUUAUAUACAGAUCUCUGGACGGAUACUCUUUUACGCCUGCUACGUUAGGUUAGAUCAGUGUUGCCAUGUUCGCGGGUUUCCAGUAAAAUUGGGCUACUUUGAUAACAAUGUCAUGGAUGAAAAUGUAUUGGCCGCGGGUUGCGGGUUUUUGGGCUAUUUCUCUUUAAAAAUAUACAGUACCAGUCAAUAGUUUGGACACACCUACUCAUUCAAGGGUUUUCUUUAUUUUUACUAUUUUCUACAUUGUAGAGUAAUAGUGAAGACAUCAAAACUAUGAAAUAACACAUAUGGAAACAUGUAGUAACCAAAAAAGUGUUAAACAAAUCAAAAUAUAUUUUAUAUUUGAGAUUCUUCAAAUAGCCACCCAUAGCUUUGAUGACAGCUUUGCACACUCUUGGCAUUCUCUCAACCAGCUUCACCUGGAAUGCUUUUCCAACAGUCUUGAAGGAGUUCCUACAUAUGCUGAGCACUGUUGGCUGCUUUUCCUUCACUCUGCAGUUCAACUCAUCCCAAACCAUCUCAAUUGGGUUGAGGUUGGAUGAUUGUGGAGGCCAGGUCAUCUGAUGCAGCACUCCAUCACUCUCCUUCUUGGUCAAAUAGCCCUUACACAGCCUGGAGGUGUGUUGGGUCAUUGUCCUGUUGAAAAACAAAUGAUAGUCCCACUAAGUGCAAACCAGAUGGGAUGGCGUAUCGCUGCAGAAUGCUGUGGUAGUCAUGCUGGUUAAGUGUGCCUUGAAUUCUAAAUAAAUCGCAGACAGUGUCAUCAGCAAAGCACCCCCACACCAUCACACCUCCUCUUCCAUGCUUCACGGUGCGAACCACACAUGCAGAGAUCAUCCGUUCACCUACUCUGCGUCUCACAAAGACACAGCGGUUGGAACCAAAAAUCUCAAAUUUGGACUCAUCAGACCAAAGGACAGAUUUCCACCGGUCUAAUGUCCAUUGCUUGUGUUUCUUGGUCCAAGCAAGUCUCUUCUUCUUAUUGGUGUCCUUUAGUAGUGGUUUCUUUGCAGCAAUUCGACCAUGAAGGCCUGAUUCAUGCAGUCUCCUCUGAACAGCUGAUGUUGAGAUGUGUCUGUUACUUGAACUCUGUGAUGAGUAGGUGUUCUAAAACUUUUGACCGGUAGUGUAUACCACGGAUAUGACAAAACAUGACUUUUUACUGUUCUAAUUACCUUGGUAACCAGUUUAUAAUAGCACAUAUUCAAACUCCUUUAUUACGUCAUGUCAUAGCUUGCAAUAGCUAUUAUUUUGAGGAAACCUGAAUUUAGCUUCUAACGUCAUUACAAGUUACUAUGAAAUUCCUUCUUAACUGGCUCGAUAACGUUAUGAAAAAAGGGUUUAUUGUAUAGAUGUUUUGAGUGGUCAUUGGGCUUGACAUUUUAGCUUGACCUGGUAACCCUGGGUUAGAUACACACAGACCACAUGAGAGAGGAAUGUACACAACACAAUGAAGAACAAGUACAAUUAUUUCGUCAGACAGCUCUGCAGCAUAGGCUACUUAGGCAGGCUAGCUAAAUAGGAUGACUAAAGACAGUACGGUAUGGGGAGCACAUACAGUUGAAGUCGGAAGUUUACAUACACCUUAGCCAAAUACAUUUAAACUCAGUUUUUCACAAUUCCUGACAUUUAAUCCUAGUAUAAAUGUCCUGUCUUAGGUCAGUUAGGAUCACCACUUUAUUUUAAGAAUGUGAAAUGUCAGAAUAAUAGUAGAGAGAAUGAUUUCUUUCAGCUUUUAUUUCUUUCAUCAUAUUCCCAGUGUGUCAGAAGUUUACAUACACUCAAUUAGUAUUUGGUAGCAUUGCCUUUAAAUUGUUUAACUUGGGUCAAAUGUUUCGGGUAGCCGUCCACAAGCUUCCCACAAUAAGUUGGGUGAAUUUUGGCCCAUUGCUCCUGACAGAGCUGGUGUAACUGAGUCAGGUUUGUAGGCCUCCUUGCUCGCACACACUUUUUCAGUUCUGCCCAUAAAUGUUCUAUAGGAUUGAGGUCAGGGCUUUGUGAUGGCCACUCCAAUACCUUGACUUUGUUGUCCUUAAGCCAUUUUGCCACAACUUUGGAAGUGUGCUUGGGGUCAUUGUCCAUUUGGAAGACCCAUUUGCGACCAAGCUUUAACUUCCUGACUGAUGUCUUGAGAUGUUACUUCAAUAUAUCCACAUAAUUUUCCUUCCUCAUGAUGCCAUGUAUUUGGUGAAGUGCACCAGUCCUUCCUGCAGCAAAGCACCCCCACAGCAUGAUGCUGCCACUCCCGUGCUUCACGGUUGGGAUGGUGUUCUUCAGCUUGCAAGCAGCCCUCUUUUUCCUCCAAACAUAAGUCAUUAUGGCCAAACAGUUCUAUUUUUGUUUCAUCAGACCAGAGGACAUUUCUCCAAAAAGUACGAUCUUUGUCCCCAUGUGCAGUUGCAAACCGUAGUCUGGCUUUUUUAUGGCGGUUUUGGAGCAGUGGCUUCUUCCUUGCUGAGCGGCCUUUCAGGUUAUGUCGAUAUAGGACUUGUUUUACUGUGGAUAUAGAUACUUGUGUACCUGUUUCCUCCAGCAUCUUCACAAGGUCCUUUGCUGUUGUUCUGGGAUUGAUUUGCACUUUUCGCACCAAAGUACGUUCAUCCCUAGGAGACAGAACGCGUCUCCUUCCUGAGCGGUAUGACAGCUGCGUGAUCCCAUGGUGUUUAUACUUGCGUACUAUUGUUUGUACAGAUGAACGUGGUACCUUCAGGUGUUUGGAAAUUGCUCCCAAGGAUGAACCAGACUUGUGGAGGUCUUGGCUGAUUUCUUUUGAUUUUCCCAUGAUGUCAAGCAAAGAGGCACUGAAAUACAUCCACAGGUACACUUCCAAUUGACUCAAAUUAUGUCAAUUAGCCUAUCAGAAGCUUCUAAAGCUAUGACAUCAUUUUCUGGAAUUUUCCAAGCUGUUUAAAGGCAUAGUCAACUUAGUGUAUGUAAACUUCUGACCCACUGGAAUUGUGAUACAGAGAAUUAUAAGUGAAAUAAUCUGUAUGUAAACAAUUGUUGGAAAAAUUACUUGUGUCAUGCACAAAGUAGAUGUCCUAACCGACUUGUCAAAACCAUAGUUUGUUAACAAGAAAUGUGUGGAUGUCACGAUCGUCGGAUACAGAGGACCAAGGCGCAGCGUGGAAGGCGAACAUACUUUUAUUUAUUAGAAUAAUCACCCGAACAAAUCGAUACGUGACGUCCUCGGUUCAAACACAAACCUACACUGGAACAAGAUCCCACAUAAAACAAUGCCAACGGCUACCUAAGUAUGGCUCCCAAUCAGAGACAACGAGCUACAGCCGUCUCCGAUUGGGAGCCACCCUGGCCAACAUAGAAAUACAAAACUAGAACAAACAAAGAAAACUCACACCCUGGCUCAACAUACAAGCGUCCCCAGAGCCAGGGCGUGACAGUGGAGUGGUUGAAAAAAUAGUUUAAUGACUCCAACCUAAGUGUAUGUAAACUUCCGACUUCAACUGUAGAUAACGUUAGGUUUGGCGGCUAGUGCCUGAGCAGAGAUGUAAUACAUAUAACUGAAAUAUUUUAUUAUUUCAUAGUAAUUUCCUGUUUUUCUAUUGAUGUCUACCCAAUGUGGACCUGGCAGAGACAAUGGAAUAUUUUUAAUGUUUUGGCAAUUGAAUGCUCACUAUUUUUGGCUUUGGAAUUCCCAUUAAAAAGCUUUAUUUCAUAAUGUAUUUAAUGUUUUUUUAAAUGAUCGAAACCGAAAACCGUAAUUAUUUUUUCAUAAUCGAAACCGAACCUAACCGACCUCAAAAAGCACUAACCGCUCAGCACUACUUACUGUAUGGUAUAAUCUGUCCUUGACCGCAUGUUUCUGUGUUCCAGUGCUUUCAAGGCCUGCCAUCCAAAGAUCAAAAGUUUCUACUUUGCAGCGGACAAUGCGGAUGACAUGAACAGGUGAGAGUCACUGUCAGACAUGAUUACUGUAGCUGACACAGAGGGGGAGACAGGCAAAGACAAGGAGGUGAGACAGACUGACAGAAACCUGAAAAGUUUUGACAAAUUGUGCUAGGCAGAUGACCAGGUGAGCUGAUGUGAGAUGCAAAAACAGCAGGGGAUAACAGAAUGGUGUGUGGUGUGUGAGAUCUGGAAUGGGGUGUGGCUGCCACGUUUCAUUAGUGUUGUUCCCACACAGGUGGCUGAGUCGUCUGACCAUGGCAGUGGCAGGUUACUCGGAGCAGGAGAGGAUCCGACAGGACCAGGGUGAGAAUACAUUAAUACACAUUAAUAUAGUUGACAGUAAUAGAGGACAAGAGCUGCUUCGUUUGCCCUAGGUCUACUUUAGAAAAAAAUAACACAUUGUCUCUUUCUGAUGGUGACGUGUCCUCUUUUCUGCUUCAUCCUUAUCAUCACGACCAGACUACUGGAGUGAAAGUGACCAUGAGGACAUGGAGAUGCCUUCCACCGUGCCCAAACAGGACAGCCCUCCUCCCCCCUAUGACACCUACCCCAGGCCCCCCUCAGUAAGUCACUCUUUCUGUGAAAAGCUAGACAACAACUAUUUGCAUAGUUUUAAUAUGGACUCUUCCCUCUUUUCUAAGCCUCCUGUUAUUUACAUUAUUGUUACAAUGCCAUUAUAUACCUCUCUAGCUGAGUCUCUUCCCUUUUUAAAAUUUAUAAUUCUGGUAUUUACAUUAAUUACCGUUACAAUGCCAUGACACCUCUCUGUCUGGCUCUCUGUAGGUGUCCCAAAUGAGUCCGUACCAGGAGCCCAAACAUGGCCGCCUUUCCUCCUCUGAGACCUUCCAGUCACGCUCAUCUCAUGAGGAGUUCCACCCCGAGCCACAGGAGGGCAGCAGCAGCGGAGGCGGCGUCUCGCCUGGCCAGAAGUCCUCCAGCCAACGGCGUUCGUGGCAGGACCUGAUUGAGACGCCCCUGGGCAGCACGGGGCUCCACUACCUGCAGACACUGCCCCUGCCCCUGGAGGAGGCCCUGCUGCGCUCCCCUGGAGGAGGAGGUCUGUCUGUGGAGUACCGCCGCCAGUCAACCCUCCCUGCCCAGCGCAGCCUGCUGCAGGAACACUAUGGCCCACUGCCCUUGCAACUCAGCCCCAGUGUCCCAGUAGAGGCUGGGGGGAAACCCCGUAGCUUCACCCUGCCCCGAGACAGUGGGCUCCAUGCCAUCCUCUCAGCCUCGGCCAGCACCUCUGACCACAGAGACCACCACCACUACCAGCUGGCCAGAGACACAGGUGAGACAUUAGUGAGACAUGACUGAGACACCGGACAAAGUCAUGACAGCCAUGACACCAUGAGAUGGAGAGACAUGACACCAUGAGACAGAGAAGAAAGAGUUGUGACAACAAUCUUAACCCUACUCUCCCUGUUACAUUCUAGGAUAACUUGAUGGGUAAAAAUAGUUUUAUAUACUUAAAUUGAAAUUAGUACUUAUAGGGUUAUAACCUGGUAACCAGUGGUGAGUAAUGUUGCUAAUUAUAGGCAUUGUUCAGACGCAGUCUGUGUCACGGACGCUGAUUGUCUGAGAUUUAGACCCAUCCCCCAUCCCUACAGAUCUCCAGGACACUAUUCUAAAGUGAGGUGAAAUCUUAGUGUCCUAAUUGACACUAAUUCAUCCUGGCAGCCCGACUCCCUCCUCGAUGUCUUACGCACACGCAGACACCCAUACACACACACACACGCAGACACACACACGCAGACACACACACACACACGGCCAUGAUAGAGAUGUCACUGUGCCCCACCGCAGUGUUUGGGGCGGUGGGGCGAGGAAGAAUCCUUUCAGCCCAUGUUAACGUUGAAUUUUGAAGAGGACAAAGAAACAUGCCCAAGGGGCCUUUUUUCCUGUCCUAAUUUCUCUGCCGCUCUAUUACUCACUGUCUCUACUGCUCCCUCUAUAGACUCUAACACAAAAACACACAGCAAACACUGCAUGAUACACUUCAAGAGGCACAAGCCCCACAGCUUCACAACUGACCCCUGAAACACACAACAAGUAUUGCAAAUGCACAACAUAGUAUGACAACCAGCAGACACAAAACCUCUGGGACUGUUUGAGUCAACAUACACUACAUGGCCAAAAGUCUGCUCGUCGAACAACUCAUUCCAGAAUCAUGGGCAUUAAUAUGGAGUUGGUCCCCCCUUUGCUGCUAUAACAGCCCCCACUCUUCUGGGAAGGCUUUCCACUAGAUGUUGGAACAUUGCUGCGGGGACUUGCUUCCAUUCAGCCACAACAAUGAGGUCAGGCACUGAUGUUGGGUGAUUAGGCCUGGCUCGCAGUCAGCGUUCCAGUUCAUCCCAAAGGUGUUCGAUGGGGUUGAGAUCAGGGGGCUGUGCAGGCCAGUCAAGUUCUUCCACAUCGAUCUCGACAAACUAUUUCUGUAUGGACCUCGCUUUGUGCACGGGGGCAUUGUCAUGCUGAAACAGAAAAGGGCCUUCCCCAAACUGUUGCCACAAAGUUGGAAGCACAGAAUAGUCUAGAAUGUCAUUGUAUGCUGUAGCGUUAAGAUUUCCCUUCACUGGAACUAAGGGGCCUAGCCCGAACCAUGAGAAACAGCCCCAGACCAUAAUUCCUCCUCCACCAAUCUUUACAGUUGGCACUGCAUUGGGGCAGGUAGCGUUCUCAUGGCAUCCGCCAAACCCAGAUUUGCCCGUCGGACUGCCAAAUGGUGAAGCGUGAUUCAUCACUCCAAAGAACGCGUUUCCACUGCUCCAGAGUCCAAUGGCGGUGAGCUUUACACCACACCAGCCGACGCUUGGCAUUGCGCAUGAUGAUCUUAGGCUUGUGUGCGGCUGCUCGGCCAUGGAAACCCAUUUCAUGAAGCUCCCAACGAACAGUUCUUGUGCUGACGUUGCUUCCAGAGGCAGUUUGGAACUCGGUAGUGAGUGUUGCAACCGACGACAGACGAUUUUUACGUGCUACGCACUUCAGCACUCGGCAGUCCUGUUCUGUGAGCUUAUGUGGCCUACCAAUUUGAGGCUGAGCCGUUGUUGCUCCUAGACGUUUCCACUUCACAAUAACAGCACUUACAGUUGACAGGGGCAGCUCUAGAAAAUUUGAUGAACUGACUUGUUGGGACGGUGCCACGUCGAAAGUCACUGAGCUCUUCAGUACGGGCCAUUCUACUACCAAUGUUUGUCUAUGGAGAUUGCAUGGCGGUGUGCUCGAUGUUAUACAACUGUCAGCAACGGGUGUGGCUAAAAUAGCCAAAUCCACUCAUUUGAAAGGGGUGUCCACAUACUUUUGGCCUUGUAGUGUAGCUUGCCAGAUAAAAUUUUCUUUUUACAUUUUAGUCAUUUAGCAGACGCUCUUAUCCAGAGCGACUUACAGUUAGUGAGUGCAUACAUUUUUCAUACAAAGAGCUAUGUGACAAUAGCACCAUAAGAGGGCAGUAUAUGUAAAGGAUAGCAUGGAACAUUCCACAGUAGCAGCUUACUGUGUGUGCUCUGCCUGCCUAUGAGGAAAUGCAGUACUGUGCUGAACUUCCAGGAGUGAGAGAUCUUUAUGCACAUGCAUAUUGCUGUUGUUGUUGUAUGUGGUGCCAGCCGGUGAAUGCCACGUAUUGUGACUCUGCUUGUCCUCAGGCUGUGAGAGGGAGGGCCGUCCCCAGGCUGACUCUCUGGGGGACCUGUACCGGGCCCUGGAGAGGGCCAACCUGUCCUCAAUGGGAGACCACCAGCCCUCCGCCCGCCUGGAGUACAAACGCUCCUUCGUCCGCCGCGUCAAUGACCCACUGCUCAGCGAAAAGCUGCACCGUCUCCACAUCAUACAGAGUGCGCUCAAGGUAUGACCCUCUCUCUCUCUUUCUCGCUUCCCAUCUCCCUCUCUCUCUCUCUCUCUCUCUCUCUCUCUCUCUCUCUCUCUCUCUCUCUACUGCACCUGCUGUCUGGAAUGCUUGGCUAUGAAAAGCCAACUGACAUUUACUCCUGAGGUGCUGACACAUUACACCCUCUAUAGCCCCUGUGAUUAUUAUUUGACUGUGCUGGUCAUCUAUAAACAUUUGAAAAUCUUGAAGACCGAGCUGGCCUUAUUUGCCAUGUACUCUUAUAAUCUCCAUCCUGCACAGCCAGAAGAGGACUGGCCACCCCUUAGAGCCUGGUUCCUCUCUAUGUUUCUUCCUAGAUUCCUGCCUUUCUAGGGAGUUUUUCCUAGCCACCAUUCUUCUAAAUCUGCAUUGCUUGCUGUUUGGGGGUUUUAGGCUGGGUUACUGUUAAAGCACUUUGUGACAUCUGCUGGUGAAAAAAGGUCUUUAUAAACAGGGGUGCACAUAACUUUUUCAGUGAGUUACUCAGGUGAGUACCAGCAGAUGGUGUCUGGUCUCACCCCAUAUGUAGCGUGGUCUUAAUAAGUGAAGUCUUCCUCACUGUCCUCUUCAGUGUCGCCCCCACUGUCCUCUGCUUCAGCUUCCUGCAUGGUAGAUGAUGAAGAUGCUGCAGAUGCACCUCCCUGUCCUUGGUUGAGCCUCCGAUUAGCUGUCUCCAUCCACAGGUCAACAGCAGGCUUUGGGUCAAAUGUCUCUGUGGUCUGCUUUGACAGGUGAAUGUGCAUCAGGGCUGAGAGACGAGCAUGUGACAGACAAGAUCUGUACUUGGUUUUUAUAAUGUUGAGAUGUGAGAAUCCCCUCUCACAAGCUGCACUGCUUAAAGGCAGUGUAAGAGACAGCUUAACCACCUUGUUGAUGUUGGAGUAAGCAUCUGGGUUACUUGUAUUUACUAUUUGGACCAAGUCAUACACAGAAGAGGCUCCCAGGCGUUUUCCUGCCUGCUUUAAGCACAUCCAUUCUGUCACAGUGGUAUCUUUGUCAAGUUGCAAGGUGGCCUCAUAUUUCUUGAGAAUGUUGCAAACUGUUGUGUUUCCAAAUCUGUGGAGGUCUUGCAUUUCCUGAGGCCAUGUUGAAGGAUCAAAUACUAAGAAAUGAUCACAUGACUUGAGGGAGUCAUAUCUGAUUUCAAACUCUUCAAUUAACCCCCUGAGUAAGUGUGUCUUGUCUCUGUCAGCAUCAGCAUUGGAAACAGUGUGUGCCCUGUGGCUUUCACCAUCAAGCAGAAGUGUGAACUGUCCAAUGGCCACCAUGAGUUCAUCCUUACAUUCUCCAAUGGUCAGCUUUUCCUUCUGAAACCUAAUGGAUGUGGUCUUCAAAAUGUUGCAAAUGUCAAGCAUGUUUGACAGAAAGCACUGAAAACGCUCUGUGCAGAUAUGCUGCAAGUCACUGUUAUCACUUGUAACCAGUUGCAUUUUAAUGGCUGGCAAUAGUCUUGAUAUUUUUAACAGUGUUUCAUGCCUCCAUGCAGACCAUCUGAUAUUAUGAAACUUACCCAGUUUCACAAAGGAGAUCCCAUUUUCUUCACAUAGCUUAUUCAGUGCAGCAGUUUUUUGCUCCACCUUUUUGUAAAUAAAACUGCAGCAGCUUGACCACAGAGCGAUUAAAUGUCUCACAGUAAGGAACGUUGCGAUCAGCUGAUUUCGCGCAAUUCUCCAGUGUGUGUGCGGUGCACAGAAUGUGCACAAGGGAGUCUCCAACCGCAGCAAGUUGCCGGAGUUUUGGCACAACGCCGUUGUAGAUACCUACGUUGACAGCAGCCCCGUCUGUGCACACAGCGACCAACUUUGUUGUCCAGUCAUCCAAGCCUGUGUCCUGGAAAAGUCUCACAAGUCCGUCUGUUAUGGCCUGUGCGGUUCGGUCAGCACCCAAUUCAAUCAGUCCAAUAAAGUCCGAAGUAAACUCUCCGUUGCUGGACACAGACACAAUGUAAACGAUUUCCUGCUCAGUUUUUGUGAUGUCCUCAGAUCCAUCAAAAAGCAGCCCCCAAAAUUCAGCAGACUGCAACUUGGCUCGUAACUCCCCGCUGAUGGUGUGAGCGAUGCUCUGCAUGAUCCGUGUGCCCCCUUCACGUGAAUGAUAUGCACCUCCGACAUUUACUCCUAGCCGCUUCAGUAAAGGAACAUCCUCAGAAUAGGAAGACAUGGGACGUGCGUGUUUAGCUUUAUGGACGGCGAGGAGAAAAAUAUUAAACAGAGCUUGCUGCUGUUCUUCAUUUAGCUUGUCUCGCCAUCUGGCAAGUGGGCGACUGGACAUUUCUUCUCGGCUAGCUUGUUUAGCAAUGGCUUGCGCCACAUUCGUGUGCUCCUUGCUCUUUUCAUGUUUGUCAAAUAAAGAAUGGUUGAAAUUCUUUGAGCCUUUAUAAAAUGCACCUGUUUUGUCUGCUAGAUGUGGAUUUGAGAGGAAAAUCUUGCACCACAUUUCAGUGCGCUCAUCGUUAGCUUCAAGCCACUGCAAAUCUUGGAGCCACUUUUCCGAAAAAAGUAUUUUCUUCGGCUCUGGCUCCAGUUGGCGUUUCUUUGUAGGUGGCGAAACGCCAAAGAAGCUGCUUAAUGUCUGUUGCUUUUUGGACAUCCCUGACAGUAGUUGACAAGCAACAUGUCAUGUGUAAGGUUAGAUGAGAAGAUCGGUCAAGUACGCAAAGGCGCGUAGUAACACAAGUGGCAUUACGCAUUCCUGAUUUUUGUCGCGCUUGCGUACCUGCGUACCAGUUAUGUGCACCCCUGUUUAUAAAAUAUAUUUGAUUGAUAGAUGACAGGGCCUAUAGAAUAUAGUGUGUGUACAGUGUGUGAACUGUUUAUGUAGUGUAUACAGUGUAUCACAUCUUAAAUCAUACUCUUCUUUCCCCCUGACAGAAUGUCCCUCUUCAGGACUCUGACCCGUCGUUGGGUUUUUUAGGAUAGCCUGUGUGGAACAGACCAUGGACAUCAUAGUCACCCCAUUCAUCCUGCCAAGGGACGUGCCCUUACUGCCCUACCCCAGCCAUUCCGUCAUCCCUGGAAGACAGCCACAACAACCAGGGUUACCCCCCCUCUCUCUCUCUUUCACUCAAUCUCACUCUCUCUCUCUGCACACCCACAUCUACCUCUAAGGACCUUUCCUCAUGCAAAAUAGUUUGUUCAAUGAGCAAAAUAACCAUAAAAUAUUAAAUAGAUGGGAUGACACAUUAUCCAAGUUACAUCGUGUAAUUACAGUACUUAAACUCUGGUUCAAUAAUAGUGUUUUUCUCAAUGACAUUUUUAAAGGAAAGUUACAACAUAAAUUGCACUGGAGAAUAUAGUGAGGCCAGGAUUCAAUCAGAUCAGCAUUAACCCGCGUUAACCGACAAAAGCAUAGCUUAAUAUUGCCUUUGUUUAGGCGGUGUGUCACGUCUACUCCUGAUCCCCCUCUCCGGCGUUCGACGUCGCCGGUUUACUAACCACCGGUCCUGGCAACCAUUAUUACACGCACCUGGCAUCAAUCAUUACUGCUCUUAUGGUAAUUGUCACGAAAACCACACCCGUCCUUAUGUCCCACCUGCGUUAGAAGUUCAGAAGGAGAAAGUGUAGGCUAUACAGAAAUAAUGACACUCAAAUUGAAAAUCAUUUAACUAAAUAAUAAGGAUUUCUAUCAGCCUAAUCGAGGUGUAGAUUAUAUCACACAUUCCAGUGUUCGAACUUGUAACACGGCUGCAUGGGAUUUCGUCUAACGCAGUUACACCUCCGACACGCCUAAACAAAAGCAAUAUUAAGCUAUGCGUUUGUCGGUUAGUGCUGAUCUGAUUGAACCCUGGCCUGAGUUUUAUGGUAUUUUUUGCACAGUUCAUUGCUGUUUUGCGUGAGGAAAAUGUUGCACUAUGUGUCUUUAUACCCAUCUCCCUCCACCUAUUUUAGCAGCUCUUGGAUGCACAUUCAUCUCAUUCUGGGUUUCUGUCCACUCCAUCUCUCUCUUUCUCAGAACAUUGUCUGUGAAGGACAGUAUUGUUUGACUUAUUAAGAGUAAUCUUCUAGAAGGCACAUAUGACAUCCACAGCCAUUUCUGGUUUGAUGAUAUUGGAUAUUUCCACCCAUCUGAAAGACUGAAUUAGUGGGGCGCCCUUUAACUCACUGCUCACCUGCAUGGCCAUGUUAGAACCUUCUGCUUCUCUACAGGACUGUCUUUUCUGAAGACUAUGCCAGGGUUGUGUACAGUAACACUACAAUGAGUCUUGAUCUUAAAUGAACUAUAAUAAGCAAUUGUAUUUUUGAUGUCUACAAUGUUUAUGUUAUGCAUGUGUGAAUGGUAAAUGAGUACAGUGGGGAAAAAAAGUAUUUAGUCAGCCACCAAUUGUGCAAGUUCUCCCACUUACAAAGAUGAGAGAGGCCUGUAAUUUUCAUCAUAAAAAUCCAGAAAAUCACAUUGUAGGAUUUUUAAUGAAUUUAUUUGCAAAUUAUGGUGGAAAAUAAGUAUUUGGUCACCUACAAACAAGCAAGAUUUCUGGCUCUCACAGACCUGUUGUCAUGAGCCCUCUCACUCCACCGGGUUACCACCUUAAUUUGUUUCCACUAUCUUCCACUCUGCUCACCACUCUCUCUACUCAGCCUAACUAGCUCCACCUGUCCCUGCUCUGCUCUGCUCUAAUUACUCUGCCAGCUGCGCUGCAUUACCCACUAACCUCUCCCAGUAUUUAAAGCCCUGUCUUUCAGCUCUCCUUUGUCAGAUCGUCUGCAAAGCUCACACCCGGAACCUGUUUGCUCGCGCUUCUGGCUCACCCUUGUUUUGUGACCCCGGACCUGCCUGAUUCUUGGAUACUCUUCUGCCCCAGGAAUACCAGACCUGCUUUCUGCCAUAACGACUCCUGACUACUCUUCGAUCCCGGACUUCUGGACCACCCACCACCGGCGUCAUAGGACGCAUCGCUGCCACUGGGGGGGGCACAGACCCAGCACAUUGGACGGAAUCCCUGUUAUUCCCAGUAACCCCUGGAGCCUUCACUCACUCCCUACUUCCCUUUUCCCUUAAGUUUUAAUAAACUUUCUGGUGUGACGCAAUUGUGGUCCUCUGGUCGUCUGUCUGAACCGUGACAGUACGAUCUGACCAUCAUGGACUCAGCGCACACUUCCCCCGACAUGGAAACCGACGAACCUGAGCAACCCACCGCCAUGCUACGCCUGGAACACACUGAGAGAGGGCUAGCCCGCAUGAGCGGCGACAUCACCUCUCUGCUUCAGGUCGGCCACCAACAGCAUCAGCAGUUCCAGCAGCACCAGCAGCAGUUCCAGCAGCAGCAACAACAACUCGCCAUGAUCAUCCAACUCCUCACCAACCUUACCCCAGCCACUCCGCCCACCGGCCCGUUUCCAGGCAGUCUGCCCACCAGCCCUGCCCCCGAGUUACCUGCCCCGGUCAUUGCAGCCGCUGCUCCGGAACCCAAGAUUGGAAACCCCGAGCGGUUCAACGGCGAUUCAACCCAGGUCCGGCCAUUCCUGACUAGCUGCCGACUUCAGUUCUCCUUGCAGCCAAGGACCUUCGCCACGGAGGGGGCUAAAGUUGGGUAUGCCAUCACUCACCUGACGGGCCGAGCUCGACUCUGGGGAACAGCAGAGUUUGAACAUCAAACCCCCGCAUGUGCAACCUUCGACCUGUUUGCUGAGGAGAUGCUGAAGGUGUUUGACCUGGAUUCACCAACCGCAGAGGCGUCUCGUGAACUGUUCAGUAUUCGACAAGGCAGACGUACAGUCGCAGACCAUUCCAUCGACUUCCGAACCCUGGCAAGACGAAGUUCUUGGAACACACCAUCGUUGGUGGACGCGUUCUUCCAUAGCUUGGCUGACUAUAUCAAGGACGAGUUGGUCUCCCAUGAACUGCCUUCCACUCUUGAUGAAGCCAUCGCACUGACUGUCCGGAUCGACAGAAGGAUACAGACCCGUCGUCGUGAGAGGGGGCGCCAAGGUCCACCAACUACCGGCAUUCGGAGAGAUCCGACUGGGCUCCUGUCAUCUACUGCCACUCACCCAAGUCAGCUUGAUCAGUCUGAGCCUAUGGAGAUUGGGCGAGCCUCUCUCACUCCUGCAGAGCGCCAGCGCCGCUUCACCUCAAACCUCUGCCUCUAUUGUGGAGGUGAUGGACAUCGUGUGGUAACCUGCCCUUUAAAAGCCGAAGCUCACCGGGCAUAGGGGGAGUCCGGUUGAGCUCAAUGACCAUCCAGUCCUCCAACCGCAAACCCCUGCUGCAAGUUCACCUCCGCCUCUCUGACUCAACUCACACCCUGGCUGCUCUGGUGGAUUCUGGCGCCGAAGCCAACAUAAUGGACAUCAAGCUGGCACGCCAACUGGGACUGGAGAACCUCCGUUUGACACCUCCUAUUCCUGCCCGGGCACUGGACGGACACUUACUCGGAUCGGUCACUCAUGUCACGGCCCCGGUCUCGAUGGGUCUGUCCGGAAACCAUCAAGAAACUAUCCAGUUUCACCUGCUCCCCUCUCCAGGCCAACCCCUCAUCCUGGGUUACCCAUGGCUCCGCCGGCACAACCCUCAGCUCGACUGGGUGACCGGGGUGAUCAGGGAGUGGGGAGAGGACUGCCACCGAACCUGCCUGCUUGCUGCCGCACUACCCCCUCGGCCAGUACCUACUAACUCCGCUCCUGACCUCUCCAAUGUCCCAGAAUGCUACCAUGGUCUCAGAGAAGUGUUUAACAAAGCAAGAGCCACAUCUCUGCCCCCUCACCGACCGUACGACUGUGCCAUCGACCUCCUCCCUGGAACAGCCCCUCCAAAGGGCCGUCUUUAUUCGUUGUCUGCUCCUGAAAGAAGGUCCAUGGAGGACUACAUCAAUGACUCUCUGUCCGCAGGAUUAAUCCGUUCAUCUUCAUCUCCUGCUGGUGCUGGCUUCUUCUUUGUGGGGAAGAGGGACGGAUCUCUUCGCCCCUGCAUCGACUACAGGGGACUCAACGACAUCACAGUGAAAAACCGUUACCCUCUGCCUCUGCUCACCUCUGCUUUUGAGUUGCUCCAGGGAGCCACUGUUUUUACCAAGUUGGAUCUCAGAAACGCUUACCACCUAGUGCGGAUCCGGGAGGGAGAUGAAUGGAAAACCGCAUUCAAUACACCAACAGGCCACUACGAGUAUCUGGUUAUGCCUUUUGGCCUCACCAAUGCUCCUGCUGUGUUCCAGGCUCUAGUGAAUGAUGUACUGCGGGACAUGUUAAACAAGUUUGUCUUCGUUUACCUGGAUGACAUCUUAAUCUACUCCAGAAACCUGUCUGAACACACCCGCCAUGUCCAGCAAGUCCUUCAUCGUCUUCUGGAGAAUUCCCUCUACGCCAAGGCAGAGAAAUGUGAGUUUCACGUCAAGACAGUGGCCUUCCUGGGGUACAUAGUGGCAGAGGGAAGUAUCCAAAUGGAUCCUGCCAAAGUAUCAGCAGUCACUUCAUGGCCAGUUCCGGAGAACAGAAAGAAGCUGCAACAGUUUCUGGGGUUUGCUAACUUCUAUAGAAAGUUUAUCCGGAACUACAGUACCGUUGCUGCCCCUCUCACUGCUCUAACCAGCACCAAGCAACCCUUCACCUGGACCCCAGCAGCCGACAAAGCCUUCAGUACCCUCAAGGUAAGGUUCACCUCCGCUCCCAUCCUCCAGAUGCCUGAUGUGGACCGGCAAUUCAUUGUGGAGGUGGACGCCUCGGAUGUGGGAGUUGGUGCUGUGAUUUCUCAGUGGGCUGCGGAGGAUAGGAAGCUCCAUCCCUGUGCCUUUUUCUCACGUCGGUUGUCCCCCUCUGAGUACAAUUACGACAUAGGGAACCGAGAGCUGCUGGCUGUGAAGCUUGCCUUGGAGGAGUGGCGUCACUGGCUGGAGGGGUCCACCAUUCCAUUUCUCGUUUGGACCGAUCAUAAGAACUUGGAGUACAUCCGCACAGCCAAACGGUUGAACUCCAGGCAGUCCCGCUGGGCCCUGUUCUUCACCAGGUUUAAUUUCACUCUGUCAUACCGGCCUGGAUCACGCAACACCAAGCCAGACGCCCUCUCCCGUCAAUUCCAGAAGGAUGACACCCCCUCCAAGGAUCCUGUGUCGAUUCUGCCAAGUCCCUGCAUCGUAGCAGCUCUGACCUGGGCUGUUGAGGAACAGGUGCUGGAAGCUCUCCGUAACCAGCCAGGUCCCAGCACUUGCCCAGCUGACCGCCUUUUUGUCCCCGAAAACCUGAGGUCCCAGGUCGUUCAGUGGGGACAUGACUCCCGCCUAGCUUGUCACCCUGGCUCCACCCGCACUUACAACCUGCUCGCCCAGAGGUUCUGGUGGCCCUCUCUGAGAAAGGAUGUACGGGAAUUCGUCCAAGCCUGCCCCAUCUGCAACCAACACAAGUCGUCCUGCCAGCCCCCAGCCGGAUUGCUGCAGCCCCUGCCUGUGCCCAGACGUCCCUGGUCUCACAUCGCCCUUGACUUUGUCACGGGGCUGCCCCCUUCAAGUGGCAUGACCGUCAUUCUCACCAUAGUUGACCGAUUCAGCAAGAUGGCACACUUCAUUCCCCUCCCCAAGCUCCCAACCGCCAAGGAGACCGCCCAGGUGGUUCUGGAACACGUCUUCCGGAUCCACGGACUGCCAAAGGAUGUAGUUUCUGACCGUGGUCCACAAUUCUCCUCCGCUUUUUGGAAGGAGUUCUGUCACCUGCUGGGAGCCACAGUCAGUCUGACUUCCGGAUUCCAUCCCCAAUCCAAUGGGCAGUCAGAGCGGGCAAAUCAGGAGCUCGAGAAGGCACUGCGAUGCAUGACUUCACGCAACCCCCACUCCUGGUCGCAGCAAUUGACAUGGGUGGAGUACGCACACAAUUCUCUGACCUGCUCUGCCAUCGGUAUGUCCCCUUUCCAAUGUGUUUAUGGAUACCAGCCUCCUCUAUUUGCCAGCCAGGAAGGGGAGGUUACUUGCCCAUCUGCACUUGCUUUUGCCCGUCGAUGUCGCCGCACCUGGUCGCAAGCCCGAGCCACACUCCUUAGAUCCGUUGCCAGCUACACUACCGGGGCCAACCGUCGGAGAAUUCCUGCUCCCACCUACCAUGUUGGUCAAAGGGUGUGGUUGUCAUCGAGGAACCUGCCACUCAGGGUGGAGUCGCAUAAGCUGGCACCUCGGUUCAUUGGCCCAUUCCCUAUCAUAAGAGUGAUUAGCCCAACUGCUGUCCGGCUCCAACUGCCUAAUUCCAUGAGGGUGCACCCCACUUUCCAUGUGUCUAAGAUUAAGCCCAUUCAUGAGAGUCCGCUGGUCCCUGCUGCGCCUUGUCCUCCUCCUCCACAGCUCGUCGAUGGUGGUCUGGUUUACACCGUCCGCCGCCUGCUUCGGUCCAGACGGAGGGGUAGGGGUCUCCAGUACCUCAUUGACUGGGAGGGCUAUGGACCUGAGGAAAGGACCUGGGUGCCAGCUAGUCGGAUUGUGGAUAGGACUCUCAUCACCGCCUUCCACCAACGGCAUCCUGAUCAACCUGCAAUCCGUAGGGGCCGCCCCAGAGGGGUCCCUAACCGUCCUGCCCGCUCGGCUUCCUGUCCUGUGCCUGAUCCUGUCUCGGGACCUGUCCCAUCUCCCGACCACGGCCCUCCGGCUUCCUCCGAGGAUGAGGACGUUCACUCGGACCGUUCGGAGGAGUUCUAGCCCUCCUCCGGCUCCCCUCCUCCCGCCCGGCGUGGUGUUGCUCUUGGGACUUCUGGGGCCGUCCCUUGGGGGGGGGGUUCUGUCAUGAGCCCUCUCACUCCACCGGGUUACCACCUUAAUUUGUUUCCACUAUCUUCCACUCUGCUCACCACUCUCUCUACUCAGCCUAACUAGCUCCACCUGUCCCUGCUCUGCUCUGCUCUAAUUACUCUGCCAGCUGCGCUGCAUUACCCACUAACCUCUCCCAGUAUUUAAAGCCCUGUCUUUCAGCUCUCCUUUGUCAGAUCGUCUGCAAAGCUCACACCCGGAACCUGUUUGCUCGCGCUUCUGGCUCACCCUUGUUUUGUGACCCCGGACCUGCCUGAUUCUUGGAUACUCUUCUGCCCCAGGAAUACCAGACCUGCUUUCUGCCAUAACGACUCCUGACUACUCUUCGAUCCCGGACUUCUGGACCACCCACCACCGGCGUCAUAGGACGCAUCGCUGCCACUGGGGGGGGCACAGACCCAGCACAUUGGACGGAAUCCCUGUUAUUCCCAGUAACCCCUGGAGCCUUCACUCACUCCCUACUUCCCUUUUCCCUUAAGUUUUAAUAAACUUUCUGGUGUGACGCAAUUGUGGUCCUCUGGUCGUCUGUCUGAACCGUGACACCUGUAACUUCUUCUUUAAGAGGCUCCUCUGUCCUCCACUCGUUACCUGUAUUAAUGGCACCUGUUUGAACUUGUUAUCAGUAUAAAAGACACCUGUCCACAACCUCAAACAGUCACACUCCAAACUCCACUAUGGCCAAGACCAAAGAGCUGUCAAAGGACACCAGAAACAAAAUUGUAGACCUGCACCAGGCUGGGAAGACUGAAUCUGCAAUAGGUAAGCAGCUUGGUUUGAAGAAAUCAACUGUGGGAGCAAUUAUUAGGAAAUGGAAGACAUACAAGACCACUGAUAAUCUCCCUCUAUCUGGGGCUCCACGCAAGAUCUCACCCUGUGGGGUCAAAAUGAUCACAAGAACGGUGAGCAAAAAUCCCAGAACCACACGGGGGGACCUAGUGAAUGACCUGCAGAGAGCUGGGACCAAAGUAACAAAGCCUACCAUCAGUAACACACUAUGCCGCCAGGGACUCAAAUCCUGCAGUGCCAGACGUGUCCCCCUGCUUAAGCCAGUACAUGUCCAGGCCCGUCUGAAGUUUGCUAGAGUGCAUUUGGAUGAUCCAGAAGAGGAUUGGGAGAAUGUCAUAUGGUCAGAUGAAACCAAAAUAGAACUUUUUGGUAAAAACUCAACUCGUCGUGUUUGGAGGACAAAGAAUGCUGAGUUGCAUCCAAAGAACACCAUACCUACUGUGAAGCAUGGGGGUGGAAACAUCAUGCUUUGGGGCUGUUUUUCUGCAAAGGGACCAGGACGACUGAUCCGUGUAAAGGAAAGAAUGAAUGGGGCCAUGUAUCGUGAGAUUUUGAGUGAAAACCUCCUUCCAUCAGCAAGGGCAUUGAAGAUGAAACGUGGCUGGGUCUUUCAGCUUGACAAUGAUCCCAAACACACCGCCCGGGUAACGAAGGAGUGGCUUCGUAAGAAGCAUUUCAAGGUCCUGGAGUGGCCUAGCCAGUCUCCAGAUCUCAACCCCAUAGAAAAUCUUUGGAGGGAGUUGAAAGUCUGUGUUGCCCAGCGACAGCCCCAAAACAUCACUGCUCUAGAGGAGAUCUGCAUGGAGGAAUGGGCUAAAAUACCAGCAACAGUGUGUGAAAACCUUGUGAAGACUUACAGAAAACGUUUGACCUGUGUCAUUGCCAACAAAGGGUAUAUAACAAAGUAUUGAGAAACUUUUGUUAUUGACCAAAUACUUAUUUUCCACCAUAAUUUGCAAAUAAAUUCCUAAAAAAUCCUACAAUGUGAUUUUCUGGAGAAAAAAAUUCUCAUUUUGUCUGUCAUAGUUGACGUGUACCUAUGAUGAAAAUGACAGGCCUCUCUCAUCUUUUUAAGUGGGACAACUUGCACAAUUGGUAGCUGACUAAAUACUUUUUUCCCCCACUGUAUGUAUGUAUGUGUGUUAGGAGAGUGUACAGUAUGUUAAGCAUAUAUAUUUAUUUCAUAAACUGGAUAUCGUAAAACUGGUAUGUCAGAACAAAAUGUAAGGAGAUACCAUUUCAACUUCAGUGUUGUGCCUCAGAGAUUUCUGAAGGUAUUAACACUCCAAAACUGGGUGAACAUAGAUAGUUAAUGGCUGCAGGGCAGAAUCUCUCUCUUAUAAUAAACAGAAACUGGUGCACAGAGACAGACAGACAGACAAGGACUGGCAAUAAUAAACCAGUACUGUAAAUUGUGAAGCAUUGAUCAGAAACACGUGUCUAUUUUUGUAUGCAUGCUAUCUAUCCAAAUGUUUGUAAAUGGUUUUUGUAUUCCGAUGUGUGUGUGAGAUCUGGAGACUGCUGGUGUGAACCCAUCAUCCACAUUGUGUUUCUAAGAAAUAUUUAACAUUUUAAGUAAAAGCAACAGAAGAAAGUGUUAGUUUUUGAAGUGUUCUCUGCAAAAAGGUAAAUAACUGUAUUUAUAAACUGUUCAAUGUUUGAGCAUGCUUUGUAUAACUUAAACAGAAUAUCAUGCCAUUUGAAAUCUAUGAAAGUCGCACAUGUUUGGCGUAUCGUGGCUAAUUUACUUUUUUAUUCAAUAAUAAACGAUGGCUUGUCCAUCCCAUGAACUCUCCCUGAAUGAUGAUUCCCCCAUUUCAAGUAUUUUCUUUGGUGCUCUAUUCCUGAUGAGUGGAACACAGAUUGUAGAUACAACUAUUUUCCUCUAAAAGUUUCUCCCUCGAUGUUGGAUGUUUCUUUAUACUGUAUCAGCAGUAAGCAUUAAUACGUUAUUCUUACUGGUAAACCCCUAUGUUGAUACACUAUUGAAAAGCACAGAACAUUCUCUAUAAAUCCAUCUUUGAACAUGGCGGUCAGCCUAUCAGGAGGUUGAUGAAGAAGCAGCUCAGAUUCCCAGAGGAGAUAGGCAGCACAAGCCUCAAACCAGAUAUCGUUUUCUGGUCUAGAAGCACCAAGCAGGUGCAGGUCGUCAUCGAGCUUACAGUGCCCUGGGAGGAGGAUAGAGGAGACACAUGA